GCGAUUCUUAUGAACACGCCCCAAUCUGUUCCUGGAGAGCGGUCAGCCCGAGCGAUUCCAGCCGCCUUGACUCAGAUUUUCUGGGCAACAGGCAAAGCGGAGUUCCGGCAGGCCGGGCUGGGCUGGGCAGGGCAGGGCAAGAGCGCGGCAAGGCAGCCGUGCGCGCUCGGGAAGAGACGGGGCGGGGCUCCGCGCUUGUUGUUCGUCACUUGGUGCAAAGCCCGAGCGAGUCUCCGGAGAGAACAACGAGCUCAUUCACGGAGUGGCAGCGAGGCGGGCAGCCAAGCCGGGCGAGGAGCGCGCCCCGCCAAGCCUGGAUUUUCCUACUCGUCCUCCAUCCAGCGACAAGCCCUUCCCUGGGAUUUGCAGCCGCGCGUGGCGCACCCUCCCGGCCCCAUGCCGCCGCUUCUCUACCUGUCCCUCCUGCCGGGGCUCGUCCUCGCCUUCAACCUGGACACGGGCAACGUGGUCAUGUGGAGCGGGGACUCCGGAAGCCUCUUCGGCUUCUCCUUGGCGAUGCACCGGCAGCUGCAGCCCGAGGACAAGAGGCUGUAAGUGGGUCCGUGGUGGGGGAAGAAGUUGCCUGCAUCUUGAUCCCGGCUGGGUUUUUGGGAAGGGGGCGAGUAAAUUGGGGGGGGGAUCCCCAUAGGGUACCUCGGCUUGCCUAGCCCUAGAUGCGCCGCGUACUGGCUCCCGAGAAGCCUUAAUGCGGAUCCUCUGUCUUGGGCAGAGCUCUUGGCUGGGCUGAAGCGCUGAUCGCCAGAUUCCGAAGUCGACUUAAGUUGUUUGCUUGCUUCUUUUGAGGGGGGGGGGGGGAGGAUGCAAACGUGUUGCGCCCUCGCGGCGCGCGCAAGGCCCGCAGGUGCGAUCGGGCAGAAGUAACCCCACUCGCGCGCGCACAGGCUGCCAUGCGAAGCGGCGCGCUCGCUUGGAUCAAAGGAUCCGUCGCUGCCAGCCGCGAUUCUGUGCUUUCCCCACUCCUUGGGGUCCUGUCGGGGAUGGAACCCGGGCUGCACACGAUCCGCUCAGCUCUGGGGAAGCGGAGCCGGAGGCGCUGCUUAUUCGGAAGUUUGUUCGCCGCCUGUGCCCGCGUUGCGAUUUCUCCACCAGGGGGAUGGAGGUGUGGAGCCAGCAGGCAGGGUGAGGCUCCCAAGGACACCAACUUCCGCCGGUGUGUGUGUGUGGCAAAUGCCUCCCUCUCCCCAACCGACCCCCGAUCGCGGAUUUGCAUGGAGUUAUUUUGUGCAUGGGUGUGUGUGUGUUAUUUUUGGCUAAUACCCAAAAUGGGGAUCGAAGGACCCACCAACCACCUGUUAUGGCGGGCUGUGUUAUGAUAGUGGGGAAAUCAAGAGUUGCUGCAGAAAACGCGAGGGACGGAUGGGACGGAUCAAAAUGUCGGAAGGGAACUGGGUGUUUUGAAAAAAAAGUGGCUGAUCCGGGUUGUUGCUCCGGGAUCCACUACCUGAUGGAGAACUAGAGUUGGGGAUCCAUUAAGCCAAACGAGAUUCUCGGAAAAGGCUCGGUUUGGAACAAAACAAAACCUGCCCCAGUGUGUUUGCGCAUUCCUGAUCCCUGCUAACAAAGAAUGCCGACGGGGGUGUAGGGCAACAAAAGGACUUUCCCCCUCAGGGAAUGCAAACUUUUCAGGUCGGUUGAGCAGCAACGCCGAAGGGCGGUGCUAAAAUAAGCGUUUAUAUGCUCCCCUUCAGGAAAGCACGUUGAAAAAGGCAGGAUGCCCGGUUUGAACAGCAUUUGAACGGAGCCAUUUUUUGAAGAAGAAGAGGAAAGAAUCCUUUGGCAUUUUGUGGGUGUGUGAGCUUUGCCCAGUCAUGCCAACACACAGCUGAGAUACAUGUCUCUCAUGACAAUCACAAGAUAUGCUUGCCCCCAACUUUUCCUUAACUCUUCUUGCGGACGGAUGUAGUAAACAAGCCGCUUAAAUGAGGGAGAGGCUUUUAAAUUGGGUUGCCACCUGGUUCAGAAAAACAAGCACAACCACAGUCUGGCCUUCUCUUCGCUGUUAACACAAGAGAUUUAAUCUUCAGAAAUUGCCUUAAGUUCAUGUGACUAAACAUGAUUAUCUGCAGAUUGCUGCAGCAGACCCUUCAAGUGUCCAUAUUCUCCAAGGACGUCCCUGAUUUAGAGAAGCUGCUUCUGACUUGAUCCUGGAAUGUCCCACUUUUCCUUAGGGCCGCUGACCCUAAUUUCAUUGCAGAACUGAGCCCUCUAAAGGCAAUCCUGUUUAGGGAAGUUUUAAAAAUGUUUUAUUAUGUAUUUAUAUAUGUUGGAAGCCGCCCAGAGUGGCUGGGGCAACCUAGUAAGAUGUGUGGGGUAUAAACAGUAAAAUUAUCAUUAUGGAAUGGGAUGUCCCUACUUUCAUUGGAUAAAUGUAGGAGGGUAUGGGAGCCACCACCACCAAGGCCACCAGCUGUGUCACCUUGUGGAGAAGCAGUGUUGGCAUUGGUGCUGAUUCCCUGAAAGAUCUCACCCAAAUCUCAUGAGGAUGUAGGCCUGGCCAGGAUGCCUUUCCUGCUAUACCUUCUGGGCUUGACAAGGCAUGUGACCCUCACCUGUUCUGAUUCUACUCCAGCUGAUGAAUCACACACCUCCUCCCCUAGCUAGCAAGCCCCACCUGGGCUGUGGAAGUGCCACCCUGCUUUGCCAAACCACCUCACCACCACCACUCGUGGGACACUCGCCACCACUGUACCACUGUAGUGCUGGCCUAGGCGCCGAUUCUCUGAAAGAGCAUGCAAGAUCUCACUCAUAUGAGAUAUUUUGCUCUCUUCAACAUCUUGCAAGUCUUUGAUAAAAUCUCGCAGGAAAUGAGCACCUAUCCUGACACCACUUCUCUGGCAGAGGUGUGGGCAUGGCAGGAGGCGCCCUUGAGGGUGCUGCCUCGGGGGCUUCUGCUGCCUAAGGCAGUUACUUCACACCACUUCCUAGGUGGGCUGGCCUUGCUGGAUGUCAUUAUGGUUAUGCACACUGGUAUCUGUAUACCUGUGAGCACACACCUUUAGUGUGUGGUUUUUUUUAAUUAAAAAAAUACAAGUUUCUCAGUCUACCAGAUUUGCACAAAACAGCAGCCGUGUGUGUGUGUGUGUGUUGCUUCAAGCCAGGAAACCUGAGAUUCAUGGGUAUGUGUUUACAUGUACACAUAACACCUGUGAUCUACCAUGCUUGCACAAAAGAGCAGUCCAAAAAUAAAAAAUAAUCGAUGCCUCAUUCCAAACUAGGUAAGGAUUUGUUCACAUUUGGAGUUGUUGGCUGUCACUUCAUUUCCUCCCCCUUUCCUGCCCAUCUCCUGUGCCCAUGGGCGUAGCGGGGGGGGGCAGAGGAAUCCACAAAUAUUAUUGAAAAGCAAUGAAAGUACUCAGUUAUUACCAAGUGACCCUAUUUUCCAGGGACGUCCCUGAUUUAGAGAAGCUGCCCCUGUUUCUGAUUUGAUCCCCUUUUCCUUAGGAUGUCCCUAUUUUCACUGGAGAAAUGUUGUGGGGUAUGGAGUUAUCCGACCCUCAAGCUGUCUGAAGGCAAUCCUGCAUAGGGAGGUUUGUUCAAUGUUUAAUGCUUUGUUGUGUUUUUAUAGGUGUUGGAAGCUGCCCAGAGUGGCUGGGGCAACCCAGUAAGAAGUGUGGGGUAUAAAUAGUAAAAUUAUCAUUGUGGAAUGGGAUACUCCUAUUUUCAUUGGAGAAAUGUUGGGAGGGUAUGCUGCUGAUGAAUCAGCUGUAAAGGGGUAGAGCAUGAGACUCCUAAGCGCAGGGUUUGGGGUUUGAGCCCCACUUGGCGCAAAAGGUUCAUGCAUGGCAGCGGGUUGGACUAGAUGACCCUUGUGGUCCCUUCCAACUCUACAAUUCUGUGAUUCUAGGUGCAGGUUGAAAAACGGAAAACGCUCGUAGUUUAAAUUGUAUCAUUGCUUGAAAAUUUGGCAUAAGAGAAAGCUGUGCGCAGGGACCAUCUGGGUAUAUUUUUUGAAGGACACACUUUUGGUCAAGACUAAAUAACCAAUUUUGCGCUGGGGAAGAACCUGAUAAAAGAGCAUGGGAAACAGGUGAAGUGAUGCCACCUUUAAGAUCAAUGCAACUGUGUUGUGUGGCUUGCUCAUCUAUAGAUAAUUGGUGAGAUCAGAAUUGCUGUAUAUAACACCUCUUAACCUGAACAUGUUAAUAACUGGUGGGAAACCUUUGGUCUGUGGGCCAAAUAUUUGGCCUGUGAGUUGGUUUUGCGAAGCCAUGUCCACUUGUCUUUUACGUGAUUCAUGAAUUGGAGGGGGUUGUACUAGAUGGCCCUUGGUUUCUGUGAUUCUAUAUGAUGACCGGUGUGGGGCUGGUGAAGAUACUGCUGGGCCAAAAUGGGGUUUGCAGAGCCCUGCUGAUUGUACAAUUCUGGUUGUCAGCUGGUCAGUGCUUGCAUUUGAGGGGGGGCUAUAACUCAGCUGAUUGUCAGGGCUUCAGAGCAGGGCAGUCUGCAAACCCCAAAGAUCAUCUCAUUCAAUAAUUUACAUCUAGUCCUAGGUUUUCACAAGUGCAGCAUUUUUAUACAUUUAGCACAGGCUUCCUCAACUUCGGUCCUCCAGAUGUUUUUGGCCUACAACUCCCAUGAUCCCUAGCAAGCAGGACCAGUGGUCAGGGACGUCUCCAAACAUCUGGAGGGCCAAGGUUGAGGAAGCCUGAUUUAGCACUUUAGAAUGGCGUGUUUUUACAUACGUUAUCUUGUAUUCCUUACACCAACCUUGCAUGAUCACCCAGCAUUAUCCUAAUUGUAGAUGUACAGUUAAGGCUGAGAGUGUUGCUUACGGCCGCUUGCUGAGCUCAUGGCACAGCUAAAAUUCAAACCACAAAUUUCAUAUUCUCAGCAGUGCAAUCCUGUGCAUGUCUACCCAGAAGUAAGUCCCUUUGAGCACAUCGGGGUUUAUUCCCAGGUAAGUGAGCAUAGGAUUUCAACUUCAUUCUCUUAGUCUGUAGUCCUAUACUCACAUUUCUUGGGAAUAAGGUAAAGGUAAAGGGACCCCUGACCAUUAGGUCCAGUCGUGACCGACUCUGGGGUUGUGCGCUCAUCUCACUCUACAGGCCGAGGGAGCCGGUGUUUGUCUUCAGACAGCUUCCAGGUCAUGUGGCCAGCAUGACUAAGCCACUUCUGGCGAACCAGAGCAGUGCACGGAAACGCCGUUUACCUUCCCGCCGGAGCGGUACCUAUUUAUCUACUUGCACUUUGACGUGCUUUUGAACUGCUAGGUUGGCAGGAGCUGGGACCAAACAACAGGAGCUCACCCCGUUGCAGGGAUUUGAACUGCUGACCUUCUGAUCAGCAAGCCCUAGGCUCUGUGGUUUAACCCACAGCACGACCCGUGUCCCUAUUCUAUUAUUCCCUUAUUCUUGGGAAUAAGUCCCAUCAAAUGCAACAGGGCUUAUGCACUGUGCUAGAGAACUUCAUUUCAGCAAAACUUUGUUUCGUUCCAGGAACUGAGAUGAAACAACUCUCAUUCAACUCUUGAAUAUUUUAUGUGAAAUAAAGUAAUGCAUAUAUUGGAAUGGGGAGCCUAAAGUGAAGAAAAACUGUGUUUGCAAUGGACUUAACAAUAUUUAAACUGCACCUCCUAUUAAACAUUAGCUUCUUUUCGUUCUGGAGGAGCAGAACGGAAGAGAACUCCCUUUUCUUUGCCCUCAAGGCUCGGGUGAGCUGCCACAAGUACGAACAUGUGCUUCCUUUGGGCAUGGCUGCCUUAUGCCAUUGCUGGCGUCGACCCAGCAUUUAUCAACUUGCCUUUUGACUGUGCAUUGUUUGUUGAGCUCUCUCACUUUUUGAGGGGUAGAAAUAGACAUAGCAUCAAAAGCGUUCUUCACAAAAGCUUGGCUCCAGUUAUGAGUGUAGAAACACACACGUUUAAUAUAAGAUUGGAGCCCUUAACACACCUAUGUGGAAGUCAUAUCCAGUUAAAUAAAUGUUUAGGACUGGGGCGUAAGGCUGUAUUACUGUUUAUAAAAUGAAAGCCAAUGGAUCUCAGGCAAAGGACAUCAGAUAUAUUUACAGGGGCUCUUGGAGACUUUAAGAACAUAAGAGCCCUCCUGGAUCAAACCAAAGGUGACUAGUCCAGCAUCCUAUCUUCAUGGUAGCCAACCAGAUGCCUAUAUAGGAAUAAUAGUAAUAGCAAUAAUAAUAAUAAUUUUAAAUAUAUAUAUAUUUAUUUAUACAUACAUACAUACAUACAUACAUACAUACCCUGUCCUUCUGGCUGGGUUUUCCCAGCCACCCUGGGCAGCUCCCAACAAAAUUUGAAAAACGUGAAAAAACAUCAAACAUUCAAAACUUCCCUAAACAGGACUACUUUCAGAUGUCUUCUAAAAGUCAGAUAGUUGUUUGUUUCCUUGACAUCUGAUAGGAGGGCAUUCCACAGGGCAGGCACCACUACCGAGAAGGCCUCUGUCUGGUUCCCCAUAACCUCACUUCUCUCAGUGAAGGAACCGCCAGAAGGUCCUUGGCGCUAGAUCUUAGUGUCCUGGCUGAACGAUGGGGGUGUGGACGUUUCUUCAGGUAUACUGGGCUGAGGCCAUUCCUAUGGGAAGCCUAAAAGCAAGACGUGAGCACAAUAGGGCUGGGCAAUCUGCUUUUCAACGUCACGAUAUAUCACCAGCUAAACAUCACUAUAUAAUGAUAUAUCGCGAUGUGUGAAAUAAGGAUGGAGCAAUGUAGAGGCACUGGCUGGCUUCAUGGUUUUCCCCACUUUGUGAUUUUUGCAUAGUAUUUUGUUGUUUAGUUGUCUUUGUUGUGUCCGACUCUCUGUGACCCCAUGAACCAGAGCAUGCCUUGGAAACUCUCACUUCUUCUCAAAGCUUCUCCUUUUUUAUGUCCAUGGAGUUUUCUUCGCAAAAUACUGGAGUGGUUUGCCAGUUCCUUCUCCAGUUGCAUAGUAUACACACACACAUAUCACGAUUUGCAAUAUAUUGCCAGGUCAAAAGUUAUGAAACCGCUAUCACGAUAGGGACUUCAAACUAGUUUUGGACAAUAUAUCAAUAUAUUGCCCAGCCCUAGAGCAUGAGAGUUCUCUUCCAACUUUAACUGUCUUGAGGAUUUUAUUUUAUUUUUACAAUCAACUGGUAUAUAAACUUUAUUAAACAAACAAAAAAACUUGAACAGCAACUGGUAUUCAGAGGCACACUGGCUCUGACAGUGAAGAGUAGAGCAUAGUAGUCAUUGCAGCUUGUAGUCUUUUCUCCUCCAUUAAUUUGCCUAAUGCAAGCUGGUUUCAAGAUUCAUAUAGUUCUGACAACCGCAGAAAAAAUAUCUAAUUAAAUUUGUAUACUGCCCUUCAUCCGAAGAUCUUGGGGCAGGUUCACGGCAUAAAAAUACAAAAUGCAUAAUAGAAACAAGAACAAACCAAGCCCAUAAUCCCUGCCUCCCACCAACACAUUUAAAAGGACAUCGAGUGUUAAUCAGCCCAAGGCCUGGUUGAAGAGGAAUGUUUUCACUUCCUCAAAUAGAAGAAGUGCUAUCUUAAGCUGGCAGGGAUAUUUAUACACCCAUAGUUGUGGAAGGCUAAACAUUAUAAGGAAGGGAAAUGAAAUGCAAAAAUGGGGGCUGUGAUAAAUAUGUUCUUAAAUGCAUGCCAAAUUAUCCCUCUAUCCAAUUGUAGCUCACUCAAUAAUGGAACGUUUCCAUAUUAAAGACAUGUGAAACUUUCUUUGGAAUAGCGAGUUCAACCCAGGAUGUGCAUCAGGUGAGUUGAGGUGAGGUCUACAUGGACUUAGAAAAAAAAAUAUAUGCUCGUCCCUUGUGUUGAUAGGGAGCUGGGAAGCCACAUUUGCUUUUGUUUCUUACUUUACAUCUUUAUCUCACCUUUCCUACAAGAAACCCAAGGCCUUGUAUAGCCAUGGUUCUUCCCAAUGAACCACCCAUAUUUUAUUAUCGCAACCACCCUGAGAGGUAGAUUGACCCAGGUUGAUCUGGCGAGCUUUGUGGAUGAGUGCGGGCUUGAACCUAGGCUUUCUCGGUCCUAAUGUGGCACCAGUCACAUGCACACAAUACAUUUGAAGCAGUGCAAGAUGGGGUGAGCUCCCAUUGCUCGGUCCCUGCUCCUGCCAACCUAGCAGUUCAAAAGCACGUCAAAGUGCAAGUAGAUAAAUAGGUACUGCUCCAGCGGGGAGGUAAAUGGCGUUUCCGUGCGCUGCUCUGGUUUGCCAGAAGUGGCUUAGUCAUGCUGGCCACAUGACCCGGAAGCUGUACACCGGCUCCCUCAGCCAAUAAAGUGAGAUGAGCGCCGCAACCCCAGAGUCGGCCACGACUGGACCUAAUGGUCAAGGGUCCCUUUACCUUUACCUUUAACAGUCUUGGCUUCCCCAAAAGCAGUGGUGGAGCUUUAAGCUUUUUUUGGGGGGGGUGAAGAGCAGGCGAGAUCAUGGCUGGCACACGUCCCAGUGGCGUGGCACACUGCCCACAGGGGCAUGGCGCACAUCCCUGUGGCGUGGCACCCUGCGCAGGGGGGACAGCUGCGAUGGCACCCCACUGGGAUCGUGCCGCCGGGGGCGGUGCGCUCCCCCCGCAACCCUGUUCCUCCGCCAGUGCCCAAAAACAUUAUGGGAGUUGUUGUUAAGAGUGAUGACAAUUGUUAGGAGACCACUAUUCCACACACACAGCAGCAAUUCCGGAGUGGUUUAACAAUCGGGUUCUAUUCACAGGGAGUUCUGUGGGGGGAAUAGAGGUUUCCUCACAACUCUUAACAUCUGUAACAAACUACCACUCCCAGAAUUUUUUGGGGGAAGCCAUGACCGUUUAAAGUGGUAUCAUACUGCUUCAAAUGUAUUGUGCGAAUGUGGUCACUCUAACCGUGACACCACACUGGGCCUGAAAGUUAUACUUGUCCUUGCUAAGUGUGGCAAUGCUAUACAGAUAUUAAGUAUUAAUAUUACUAAUUCAAAAGAAAAUAUCAGAAACUGUUUGCCAGUUAAGAAUCUUGGGCAAUCUUGGUAGUCAGAAAUAUAUAUUGGCUAGUGUCUCCCAAAUAUUAUUGUUUCCUGGUGCAUUAGACAUUAAAAAAUUUCCUGAUACAGGGUUGCCUUCAGAUGUCUUCUAAAAGUCAGAUAGUUGUUUAUUUCCUUGACAUCUGAUAGUGCAUUUGGGGUGAGAGUCAUUUAAACACUAAUGUGAGCACCUUAAAUUGUGCCCAGAAACGAACUGGCAACCAACACAAACCAGUGGCCCGAAGACGAACAUUUGGUUGAUGGUUUGAAAUCAAAAUCUCUAGUCAGCGUUCUUAUUGCUGUCAAGGGGCACCAAGCAGGUUACAACGUGUCCUCACAGCCACCCUGUGAAGUAAGGAAGGCAAGGAGAUAGUGAUUUACUCAAGGUUGAGAGAACUUAAGGGCUUGUAUUCACAACAAUGUGUUUCCCCCAUCCAAAUCUUAACAUCCAGUCUCUUCUCCUCAUAGACACACCAAAUGUUAGCGACAUUAUCCUUUUCUCCUUCAAGAGAAUCAGGAUUAACUCUGUGACACACUGCAGUGUUCUCCACAAGGCCCUUGCUGGAAUGAGUGGAAAUGUUUGUUAAUCUAAAAAAAGUACCAAAUGUAAACACAAGUUUAAGGUGCAAUCUGUCUAGUUCAGCUGCUCUGUCACCUCCAUUUGUUUCCUUGUGACUUCUUGUUUGCAAAUCCCAUGCAAGUCCCACAGAAAGUUUGGAGUGGGGAUGUUAAGAAAGUGUGUGUGUGUUAGUGUGUAUGGGAAGCAAUGUUUGGUGUGCAGCGAUUUAAGUGCUAUGUGUGUAAAGCACUAGUUGACAUAUGGAGACUUCAGUUGAUUUAUAAGAGCAAUGAAUUGUUUGCAAACGGAUUGCUUGCACACCCUGCCUUAAAAGAGUUCCUAGACGCAGCAAAUGUGCAUAUGCUGAAUUACCGGUAGAUAAACUGGUGGUUUCUUUGUUUCCUGUUAAAAACAGCUAGCUAGGUCUGAGCCCGCCUAACAACUCUGUGGCCUGAAGAACAAUAUAGGGGGCAUUAUUUGGGUUAAUUUGUAUGGCGGUGGUUGUUUUUUUGGUCAGGAAUCAUUUCCUCCCUCUGUGUAACUGAAGAAAAUUCAGUACGUGCUCUGGUGAUGCACAGAUCUCUCCCAUGGUCAGAUUUGGCUUUAGCAUACAUUUCUAAUUGUGGGCGAGAUUUGUGCGUUAGUACUUGCGCUUGUGUUUUUCCAGAUAUGCAAAAGAGCAGAAGUCGUUCUUGCACCUGCAAAAUCUGGAGAGCGGGCAGGAGAGAGUAGAAUGUGUAUCAAAUAUCUCUUUGCUCUUCAAAAAAAACAGCCAUCACGCCCAUCUCCCCAAUUAUCUUUUGUAGCUGAAAAAUAAGACCUGUGAGGCAGCUGGAAAUUUGUCAUAGGUGACUCGGUGGGGGAGGGGAAGGCAGUCAUGGAGGCACAAGAAUAUGGCCAGGGCGAAAGUUGAAACUGCACAUUUGUGGCCUUGUGUGACGUGACUGCGCCACACAAGUAGACUUUGUUUCUAAGAAAAUGAAUUCCAGUUGUUGGGAAUCACAAAUAUUGCACUUAAGUCGGGCCCUAAAUGCAGGCUUUCCGUAGGCCACUGUGAGAACAGAAUACUGGACUAGAAAGGCCUUUGGCCUGAUCCAGCACAUUUUUCUUAUGUCCUUAAAACAUGUACAGAUGUUCAGUAGGUUGCUGUGUAUCCAUGGUGCAGUUGUGUCAUGUGCUUGGGCAUACCAAAAGAUAAUUUUGUUUCUUGUGCUUCUGUAUAUUUUAACUUCUACUCAUAAACACUUAAGUGAGUCUCACAGCUCUGAAGUAUUGGCCCGUUAGGGGAGGUCAUGAGAUUUCUUUAAAAACAAUUAGUUUCCCUUGUAAUGCACUGCUCAUAGAUUAGUUUUAUCUUCACACAGGUUGAGUAGUCUUAACGCAUACAUGAAUCUUUUAAAGUGUGUAUAAAAAGUGUGGUGUUGUAUAAAAGACCGGCUACUAAACACCAAAUACAGGCAGCAGUCGAUUUGUGUUCUGAGGCACUGUGCACUGGUGCAGUAGAAUUGAAACACCCAUUGAAAAAACCUGCAAACCGCCUGUUCUGUGGUGUAGUGGUUAAGAGCGGUGGACUCGUAAGCUGGUGAACCGGGUUCGAGUCUCCGCUCCUCCACAUGCAGCUGCUGGGUGACCUUGGGCUAGUCACACUUCUCUGAAGUCUCUCAGCCCCACUCACCUCACAGAGUGUUUGUUGUGGGGGAGGAAGUUAGCCGCUUUGAGACUCCUUAGGGUAGUGAUAAAGCGGGAUAUCAAAUCCAAACUCUACAAACUCUACUUUUUGUGACAUUUUCAGGUCACUUCUGGGUUCGGUGUAAUGCGCAUGUGUGCAGUUGCACACAUAUUGGAUGUGCCUAAAAUGGUCAUUGCCUGUAAGCUUUUUGAAAAAUGGACUUUAUAAUAUCUUGGAAUAUCAACUACGUAUUCAGCCAUAUCUUUUACUUUGUGUUACAAAUUGUUUUUUAUUUUUGUUUGUAUUUAUCACCUUACUUUUUCUACGACUCAGAUGUUUCUGCGACUAUGUAUAGAUUUUUUUUUAUUUUUUUAAAGAUAGGAAGCAUGGGUGGUGUGACAAAUAUAACCAAUGUGCACAACUGGGAGGAUAAUUCUGAUCCAUGUAUCCUGAAUAAAGUAGUAAUGAAUACAGGUAUUUGUGAAAAUCCUUUCAUAAGCAUGUAUCAGAUGAAAAUAAAACAGUGUUUGCUGCAGUUCAUCCAUCUUGCUUGUGGAAAAUAAAGUGUGGCAUAUGGCUGCAAUCCUAAACACACUUACUUGGACUCAAGUUCCAUUAAAAUCAGUAGGUCUUACUUCCAAGUACACGUGCACAGAAUUGUGCUGUAAAGCAUGCUACUGGGUUGUAACUAUUUUGAGUUUAAGUGAACUUGAGCAUACCUUAAUUAAAUGUGUAGUGAUUCUAAUCCACUUUAUUUUGUUCACUUACUUAAAAGAUUUAAACUCCAUUUUUCCAUCUAUGGUACCCAAGGUGACUUACAAGCAAAAUAAAAUAAUGCAAGGAGCCAUCUAUAGUCACAGACUCAGGCGGAAUCUGAGAAUCUUUUAGCAGUGCUAACAAGAGAAUAGGAUUGGUGUUUCGGGAUUAAUUUGAUUUUGUGACCUUGAGAGCUUUAAUUCGAAGAAGAUUGUAUUUCAGGUUCCCAGCUGUGCUUGACCUGUACAGUCUUCCAUUCACACCCUAGCUUUCCCCCCAUUUUAUUUUUAUUUUUGGAAAGGAUCAAUCGCUCUUCCUAAUUUCAUCUCUAUACACCACAACCUCAUUGAGUAAGAGAGACUUGAUAAGGGUAGAGGCAUUUGUUUCACCUAUCAGGAUGAGCGGGUGUAGCAAUCCUCAGAGCUCAUUUGUGGCUUUUGAAAAGUGACAUUAUUUAUUUGUUUUAAAAAAAGAGUUGCGUCAAGAUGUCAGAGUCCAGUUCUACCGUGGGGGUUUAAUUCAAGUGACAGCUGGCUUCUGUAUUUGGCAUGAGCUUUCAAUCUGGGAACCAACCGCACCUGUUUUUUUGCCAGGCAAUUGGAUCUUCACAAUAAAUAAAACACAUAGAGGGGAAAAUGAGACACAAGGCCUCCUGCAAGAGUAAAGAGGAGCUUGGUGGAAGUCUGUAUAGAUUAGCAAGACUUUACCGAAUAUGCACUGAUCAUGAUUCAGAAACUUGACGCCAUGCUUCUUCAUACUGAUAUUUCAUCCAAAGCCCCAUGGAUCCGCUGAGAGGCCCAAUCAUCCGGCCUGGAGCUGGUGCAGCAAAAAUAGAUAAAUAAAUCGCACAACAACAUCAACCCUCCCUCCAAUUUUCCACCCUGGCCAGCGUGAGCUGGUGGAGCUUUGGGUGCAGCAGUUGAUCUUCCUCACUGCUCCGCAGCUGGAGUUUUGGAUUAUUCGGCCUCAAAGUAUAGAAAACUGCUUUACACUGAAUCAGACCAUGGGCUCCAUCUAGCUCAGGGAGCAAGUGUUGAGGCUGGAGACAUUCCCUGCCCCUACCUGGAGAUGCUGAGGAUUAAACUGGGGUGGGGGUGGGGGCUUCUACAUGAACCAUCUGCCCUAUCACUGACCUAUAGUCCUUCCCCUUUUGGUAUAUUUGGUUUUGGUGAGUCAUCUUGUGAGUGUUCCACUCUGACCGGCGGAAAAUAAUGAAGAAAUGUGCUCGCUCAGCACUGGGUAGGAGCCAAAGUCUUGCCACCACUUUGGCAUGUCGUGAAAUGGCCAUUGCGGCAGGGAGCAUUGGUUCAUUUGUUGCCUAAGCAUCAUGCGCACUUUCGCUCUCUUCCCCCUCCACCCUGCCAAACAGCAGCAGCAGAAUGUUGGCGAUGAAAUGGCUGCUCUUUGGGCAAAGGCUGGGCCUCAAAAAUAAUUCGGAGCAGCACCAGUCUACUUUAGGCUUUAGAUUGUGACAGAAAUUGUCCACUCGUCAUGUCCCAGAAGCUGUUUUCACUAACUGCUUCUUGGAAGUCUUGCUAAGACAAUGCUCUCAUUCACCCCACACUCUGGACGAGGGCUCAGCAAUUGGUUUCAUUUUUUAAAACCAUGGUAAUCUCUAGUUCUCUCCGAAUUUUCACUUAAUCUUUCCUGUAAAGUUUUACAUGCUUAAGAUUCUUCAACAUUGCUGGUGAGUAACUCAUAUUUGAAAUCCCGAGUUUAAUACUGGGAUCAAAUAAAGGGACAGCCCCCCACAGUCCCCCCCCCCAUUUCCUCUGAGAAAGGAGAAAAGUGUACAGAGAAAAGUGUGAUUUUGAGCAAUAAAAGGAGAAGGUGCUUAAUUCUUUCCCAGCCAACUGAUUUCCCUUUCACAAUUCCUGCUAAGCUGCUUUCCCUCCCGUGCCAUUCCAGAUGCAUGUUUUACAUAAGAGCAGAUAACCCAAAGAAGAGCCUUGCUAGAUCAAGCCUAGCAUCCUGUUUCCGGCAGUGGCCAAUUAGAUGCUUCUGGUGAGCUCGCAAGCAGGAUAUGAGGGCAACCGCCUUUACCCUGCAGAUGUGGCAGUUGCAGUUAAAUGCAGAGCUGCAGGAUAGAACCAGCUAUGUAGAUCAGCUCUUUGAGAAACGAUGCUCCUGAAAAUCCUUUCUCAGAAAUACUUGAAAGCAGAGCAAUUUCACUCACCUCUCCAUGUAUUCAGGCCAAAAAUUGCAUGCAGUGUUGGGGGUGAAUGGUCGCGGGCCAGUUGGCUUUAAUACUACAAGUCAUGGCUGGGUUUAUCCUUGCUCUGAAGCUCUGCACAAAAAGAAUGUUACAGUGGUACCUUGGCUCUUGAACUUAAUCCAUUCCGGGAGUCUGUUCGACUCCCAAAACCAUUUGAAAACCAAGGUGCGGCUUCCGAUUGGCUGCAGGAGCUUCCUGCACUCAAGCAAAAGCCCUGUUGGAUGUUUGGCUUCCGAAAAAUGUUCGCAAACCGGAACACUGAGUUCUGGGUUAGCGGCGUUCGGGAGCCGAUUUGUUCGGCAACUAAGCCGUUCGAGAACCAAGGUACCACUGUACUCUUAAACUGAGUAAAGGAUCUAAAAUAUGGAGAUCUUCCACCUUCAUUAUAAAUUUUAGAAACGCCGGAGAUUUGAAAUAGUUCGUUGGAUUUUCUACUUCAGUUCUUGCCAGACAUCACCUUGGUUCAGAUGUCAUUCAUUUAUGUAUGUAUGCCAUUUAUUUAUGUAAGCCACUCUCUGUGUGGCUUACACAAAUCAGUGCUGAGAUGGUCCCUGCCCUCAGGUUCACGAUCUAAAAAGAUAUAACACAGCAAAAAAGAAAUGGGAGGGAGGAAAGUUCAUGAGUAAGCCAUGCUUUGAACAUUGAGGUCUAGGGCCUCUCCAAUUGUCUCCUGCUCUUCCUGGUUCACAAUAAAUGUAGUUUGCUGUGAAGUCCAAAUCAGGCAAAAGGCCAUUACCACUAACUGUAGCUCCCCUCUUAAUCGAAAAUAGAAACCAUGGUUUGGAAUGGGUUUUCAGUUGUGGUUUGGAGGCAAACUAUGGUUUGUGGCAGCAAUAGUUUGCUUGAUUCAGACAUUGUGGUAAACUAGAUUACCAUGGAAUUGUGGGGUGGGGGUGGAAAUCAGAGUGCAUGAGGAGAAGAGGAAAGGUAACGAUGGCGCAUGUAGGGCAUGAGACAUGAUCCUGAUAGUUUGACCAUGACAUCUAAACAAGGUUACUGUCCUGUGUUUGAUGCCUUGACAGUUUUAAAGCUGCCUGUAAUUUUAUUUAAGACAGGCAGGGUAUUACACUGUGGUGACAAAGUGGAAGUAUAUAAUCCUUACUGGAAUGCAAUUCAAUUAUAACGGCUAAGUUAAGUAGCUUUAGGUUAUUAUACAUUGGUUCUGUCAUCUUCAUUUGGGUAAGGAGUUGGCAGAGGCAGCACUGAGAUCAGAGAUCAGUGUACAGAAUAUCAAUGCACAUCUUAUUUUAUUAACAUAUAAAUCAACCUCAUAUAUCCUGAUAAAACUUAAAGCGAUGUUCUCAUCGUAUGAAAAGUGGCUCCGAGGGGGGAAAGUGUGUCUAGAAACUGCACUGCGACGUGCCUAGACGGAGGACUGACUUAUAGAAGGUGUGCUACCAGUUUGAUGGCUGCAGGUAUCCUGGCCAUUGUAGCAAAGACCAUAAAUCGUCAAGUGGAGAUAAGCAUUUCCACCUGUUAAGGGAUCUGUGACUGGCUAUUGCAUGUCCAUAAUUACAGACUUACAUCUUUUUUAUGCUGUGGUCUUUGAAAACCAGAAUCCACCUUUAGCCUAAGAGUGCAUUUGUGGACCCCCAUCUUUACUUAUUGCACUGCUGUUCUGUCUUAGAUCAGGCUGUGACGCAGGGGGGUAGUCACGACCCACCUGCAGAAGCCCAGUGUACAAUGUUGUACAGCAGGGAUGGGAAACCUCAGGUCCACGGGCUCAAUUGCUGCUCUCCAAGCUUCACCCCUCACUGGUCUUGCUUCACAGUCUCCUUCAAUGCUUUUGGGAGUGGCCACCGAGACCAUAUAACACCUGUUCUGAAAGAUAAAGGUAAAGGGACCCCUGAUCAUUAGGUCCAGUCAUGACCGACUCUGGGGUUGCGGCGCUCAUCUCGCUCUAUAGGCCAUGGGAGCUGGUGUUUGUCCACAGACAGCUUCCGGGUCAUGUGGCCAGCAUGACUAAGCCGCUUCUGGAGAACCAGAGCAGCGCACGGAAACACCGUUUACCUUUUCGCCCGAGCGGUACCUAUUUAUCUACUUGCACUUUGAUGUGCUUUCUAACUGCUAGGUUGGCAGGAGCUGGGACCGAGGAACGGGAGCUCACCCCGUUGCGGGGAUUCGAACCACCAACCUUCUGAUCAGCAAGUCCUAGGCUCUGUGGUUUAACCCACAGCGCCACCCGCGUCCCCUUUCUGAAAGAUAGCAGAACAGUAAAAACAGAGAGUUGGGUCAAUCAAAGUGUUUACUGAAUCAAGGUCAAAGUUGUGUGUGCAGGCGAAUCUAGAUUCCUAAAAUGAAGACCUCCAGAUUCUAGAUUACAUUCUGCAAUUGCAAUGCACAAGGAUGCGUUUCAGUCCAGUUAUGAAACCUGAAGGACAAACGAAGCAUUACUUCGUGGAAUUAUGUGCAAGUAAGGCUGCAAGCUUUGGUCGACUUACUUGGAAGCAAUAUCCGCUGAAUACAGUGAGACUUGUCUCUAAAUAGAAGAUAGCCCUUCAAAGCCCCAGGGGAAAGAGUGCAGAGUGGAGACUGUGCUAAAAAAAAACACACCCCUUGAUUCUGUGCAUAUUUGAUAGGUUCCAAAAUGCAUCCCUCUGUUAUAAUGUACUCCCCCCGCUGGGCCUGACCAAUAAUACAUUUCUUUUCAAUUGGGCUGAGCGCUAAAGGAGCACUGGUUCCUAAUUCAGUAGUCUCUCUUGGAACUAUUAAAAAUAGCUAAAUCCAAGAAUGGGUGCGUACAAGAGAUAGUAAAGAGAGAGGCCAGGGAAAAUGAAAAACCAGCUGUUCUGUUCUUCCUUUUCAGACUAGGCUGAUGUAGACACGAAGAGACAGAUGGGCAGACCUUUGCCAUGCAGCCAGAGACAGGCAACACAAUCCUGUCUCUUCCUUAAAUGUAAACCUUUUGUCUUCAGUGAAGUUGUUAAUGAAUGAAUCAUUCCUUUGUAUAAAAGGGUCAUCAUUUCUUUAAAACACAAAACAAUAGCCAGAGCUAGCUAGCCUAAUAAGGAAAGCAUCUGAACUGAGAAUUUGAAAUUUAAUGGGAUUAGCUAAAAUUUAACUAGUUGUGAUGAAACUUUUCUGGAAAGGUUAGUUAAUCAACCCACAGUCAGUGAUGGUGUUUCUCUUUAGCAACCCUGCCUGGCCACCCUCAUUCCUCUUUUUCUAUGCCUUUUUGUUCUCUGAAAGAUAGAAAUGUUGUAUUAGCUGUCAGCUGCCAGCUCCAGGGCAAUCUUGCCCUUGUGUUGUUGCUGUUAAAAAGUUAUUCCCCUCUUUCCCGCUCCACAAAGGAGUAGGUCAGAGCAGCAUAUAAAAAGCAGACUUUUAAGAACGAUCUAACCUUGAAAACGUAGGUCAGCUUCAAUAACAGCAGCAAAAAGCAAAAAAACUCAGAAAGAGCAGCAUUAACAAGCACCCUACUCUUUCAAACACUUCUUUUAUUUGUUUUGCUUUUAUUUGUUUUGUGCUUGGAAAACCAUCAUAGUAAUGGAUGGGCAAAUUGACUUUGGGGAGAACCACCACCAAGAAGUCUCUGUCUCCGUUAGCCAGCCACCUUGCCUUGGAAAGGGGUAGGGAGAGGAAGAAAGUACUAAAAGUUGGACCCUGGUGGGAAUUUUUAACAACCAGGCAGGUUCAUAUAGAGACCAUUUAAUGCUUUGUGGGUCACAACCAACAUACUGAAUUGUGCCAGAAAACAAACUGAUAGCCAGCAAUGCUGUUUUACUAUCAUAUAUUGUUGCUUUGCUGUCUCAUUUCAAUAUGGCGUUGACAACUUAUUUCAGCAUCCUCUGUCACUUAAAAAUGUGAGUGGAUACCAAAGUUUCCAUUGAAAUAGGUGUAGAAAAACCAGCUGUCCUAGCAAUUCUAAGUGGAGGUAGAAUUCUUGUGGACUAUUGCUUGUUAUGACGGGACGCAGGUGGCGCUGUGGGUUAAACCACAGAGCCUAGGACUUGCCAAUCAGAAGGUCAGUGGUUCAAAUCCCCACAACGGGGUGAGCUCCCGUUGCUCAGUCCCUGCUCCUGCCAACCUAGCAGUUCGAAAGCGCGUCAAAGUGCAAGUAGAUAAAUAGGUACCGCUCCAGCGGGAAGGUAAACGGCGUUUCCGUGCGCUGCUCUGGUUCGCCAGAAGCAGCUUAGUCGUGCUGGCCACAUGACCUGGAAGCUGUAUGCUGGCUCCCUCAGCCAGUAAAGUGAGAUGAGCGCCGCAACCCCAGAGUCGGUCACGACUGGACCUAAUGGUCAGGGGUCCCUUUACCUUUACCUAUUGCUUGUUAUAGUUUUGGGACCAUUCACUCAACUGAACAGCACUAAUUUUUUCCCCAUAUAAUCAUAGACUCCAGAGAAAUCAAGAGUGUGACUAAAUAUCUAUGUACGUAUGUAUGUAUGUAUGUAUGUACUUAAAAGCAGUUAUAUAAUUUUUAAAAUUUCAAAAAAAAUCUCUUACGUGAUUGUAUAACUAGGGAGAGCUGCAACAAGGCUGCUUCAUAAAUGUUAACAUAAUCAACUUCUUUUUAUCAUUUCUCGUAUGUCUAAUAACAGAACAGAGUGCUUUCUAGAUCCAGCUCCAUCCUGUCAGGGUCCCCCAUCGCAACAAAAAUAAAACAGGACAUUGUCCGCUUCACUUUCUCAGUUCUUUGGCAACCUAAUAUAAACUAACAUUCUGUAAAGCCACAAAGUGUGGCAAUUUCCACUAUUCCUUUUUCUUUCUUGUUAAAAAUCUAGCCAGAGAGGAUUUACCAGGCAGUCCCAUUAUAACUGGGAAAAGAACUAGUAAAACCAAAGUGAGAUGGAAGCAGAAUAAAAAUGAGGUAAAAAUAAAAGAGGUCUUCUCACAGCGAGGGAGGAGAGCCAUACCGAAAGCACAAAAGUAUCAAAUGAAUGGUUUGGCGCCGAAUAUUUCACUCUGAAAGACAGUUCCAGCUCAGGCCUUGCUAUUGAUUUCAGUGGGAAUUUAGCUACCAGCCUUUGGUUUGGGUGUAGAAAGCCCUACACAGUUUGGAACCAGAAUACCUGAAAGAUAGGCACCUCACCCUUUAUAUGCCCUAUUGAUCACUGUGUUCUGUGUUCCUACCAAUACUGCCUUAACUAGGAGGUCCAUUGUGCACAAUGUAGGAAAUGGGGAUGGUCAAAAUGUAAACGAAGGGGACAUUGGUCAGGUGAAAAGGGAAUGUGGAAGAAGGGAGGGUGGCAAGCAGGAGUGGCAGCCCUUAGUCUUAUAUAUUUGUGUUUCUCUUAACAUAUAGGUCUUCUUAGAGACUAUCCUUAAAGACAGCAUAUCCCAACUCUGGACUGCUGUUGCGAAUUGGAACGAACCUUUUAUGAGUUCCGUAUCUGUGUAUACCUGGUCGGGGUUUUGUGUCUCACGGUCUUUCCAAUGAAUAGUCCAAUAAAUAGUCAUUGAAAGUUGUUGUCGAAAAUGAACCUGUUGCCUUUGGGUUUCAUAAGGUGGUGUAGCAAUGGAGAUUUUAACGCUUGCAAAAAUAAAAGCUGUGGGUUUUCUCAAUUCUCUUUCCGCCCUGCCACCCAGACAGGUUUUCCGUUGACCAACGGUGGUGGUCCAGAGAAGUUUAAGUCUACUUAGGUUAAGCCAGCGACGAGGUGGAGCUCGAUAAAAUUUUUGAAUUGUCCUGAGAAUGUUCCUCAAGACAAACCCAAGUCAGUUAGACACACACACUGUGUGUGGGUGGGUUGAAGUUCAAAAGGAAAUGCAUAUUUGCUUAGGGAACACCCAGUCCUGUCAGCCAACAGCUACUAGCGUGCUUAUCAGCGGCAUGUGAUAAAUUUCACCUUGAUUCCUCUUUUAUUGCCCUUUAAAUAUACGCGCUAUAAAAGAAACUUGUAGGCAUAUUUCAUUUCCUCCCUUUCUUAAAAAGUAAAAGGAAAAUAUAUUUGUAUGCACGUAUUACACACACACACACACGCUUAUACAGUGGUACCUCAGGUUACAUACGCUUCAGGUUACAGCCUCCGCUAACCCAGAAAUAGUACCUCGGGUUAAGAACUUUGCUUCAGGAUGAGAACAGAAAUCGGGCUCCAGUGGCGCAGCGGCUGUAGGAGGCCCCAUUACCUAAAGUGGUGCUUCAGGUUAAGAACAGUUUCAGGUUAAGAAUGGACCUCCAGAACGAAUUAAGUAUUUAACCCGAGGUACCACUGUACACAUAUAUAUUUAAUAACUUUGGUUUCUUCUACAUUUGACUUCUUUCGGUCUGAUCCUGUGCUUUCUGUCUUACAAGUAAAUGCCACUGAGUUCAGUAGAACUUGAAGGUAGAGCAGUUCCAGGGAAUCUUUUUUGGAGAAGAAGUUUUUACUUUCUUUCCAAGGAGCUGAAGAGGAAGAUGAUUCAAUGGUUAUUCAUAAUAAUACAGGUUGUGAAAAGUCUAGUGAAAUGGAUUGACAGGCGGUACAGGACAAACGAAAGGAAGCACUUCAGACAGUGUUGAUUAAUUUAUUGAAUUCACGGCCAUAAAAUAUGGGCAUGACCUCUGGCUUUUAAUGACUUUUAAAGAAAGGGAUUAGAUUAGACAUUUCCAUGGAGGACGGGUCUUUCAGAGACUGCAAGUCAGGGCAGCUGAAUGAAACAGGCCUGUCCAGAGAGAGAAUAUGCAGAGACAAACACCCAGUAAUGACAUUACCAAGGGUAGUUGGGAGGCCACCUUGGAUAUACAUUUGACCCUGAUUGUCUACAUAUUUCUCCCCCCACUGACCCUUCAUAGCAGAAGUGGUGAGUCCUGCUUCAAAACUGGGACCGUUUCUAGCAAGUAAAUGUGUGGUGCUGCCAUAUUCAGGAUUGGGCUCGUUGUUGACAUCCAUCUUGUCUCAAAAGACAAUGGAGUGCGCCUCUGGGGUUGAAGUCCAAUGGCUGCAUUAGCAGCACUGAAGGGACCUCCCUGUGGCACAAGCCUGGGGCUCCGUACAGUGGUACUUCAGGUUACAUACGCUUCAGGUUACAUACACUUCAGGUUACAGACUCCGCUAACCCAGAAAUAGUGCUUCAGGUUAAGAACUUUGCUUCAGGAUGAGAACAGAAAUUGCGCUCCGGCGGCGCGGCAGCAGCAGGAGGCCCCAUUAGCUAAAGUGGUGCUUCAGGUUAAGAACAGUUUCAGGUUUAGAACGGACCUCCGGAACGAAUUAAGGACUUAACCCGAGGUACCACUGUAUAUGGAAGUCCAGGGCUUCCCAGAUGACAAGACUCCUCCCUGGUGUGGUGUAGUGGUUAAGAGCGGUGGACUCGUAAUCUGGGGAACCAGGUUCGCUUCCCUGCUCCUUCACAUGCAGCUGCUGGGUGACCUUGGGCCAGUCACACUUCUCUGAAGUCUCUCAGCCCCACUCACCUCACAGAGUGUUUGUUGUGGGGGAGGAAGGGAAAGGAGAAUGUUAGCCGCUUUGAGACUCCUUAGGGUGGUGAUAAAGCGGGAUAUCAAAUCCAAACUCUUCUUCUUCCUCCCCUCUCGGCCUCGCCAAUGUGAUCCAAAGGAAAGCAAAGCAAUACGUUUGGCACCUGCUUGAUGGCACGUUUUGCCGAAAGGAGGCGUACAAGGCAUCAUCCAGCCGUCUUAUGGACGCCCCUCCAGAUUUGUGUAGGGCAGUGGUGUCCAAACUUUUUUCAAAGAGGGCCAGAUUUGAUGAAGGGAAGGGCCAUGAGGGCGUACCAAUCCAUGUUGUUGACCUUUUUUUAGGAUUUUACCCCAAGAAAUAAACUGCCACAGGAGCCGGAUUAAACCAACCGGCGGGCUGGAUUAGGCCCCCAAAACGGACUUUGGACAUGCCUGGGGUAGAGUGAUGGGGUCUGGCUUUGGGUGGGGGUCAAAAGCAGCCUUCAAGGCAUCUCUUUCUGCCCUUUAGGACUCUCACCAGUCCACACUUAUCUUAGUCCUUUUUCUAUUCAAAACCUCAUUCCAAAUAAAAAAAUCCAUUGGAGAUAGAAAAUUAGCUCACCAGGGCUCACUAGGCCUGCUCUGCUGGCUUUUUAUUUGGAGAGAGUUGGAGGAGCAUUUAAAUAGCAACGGGCGUAGUUACCUGCUGUCUGAAGUGGUAUGAUCCAUACUGCUAUCAUACCAUUACUCUUACCACCUUGUUCUGCUGAACUUGUAGAUAAGACCCAAGUUCAGUUUUAGGACAAUAUGUUAUUUGUGGGAAACAGCCGGUGCCAUCCAAAGUAGACAGAAGCGGAAUUGUAAAACAAAUAAAUAUAAAAUGUAUGCAUACAGUUGUACCUUGGAAGUCGAACGGAAUCCAUUCUGGAAGUCCGUUUGACUUCCAAAAUGUUCAGAAACCAAAGCGCGGCUUCUGAUUGGCUGAAGGAAGCUCCUGCAGCCAAUCAGAAACUGCGGAAGCCCCGUCGGAUGGUCAGCUUCCAAAAAUAGUUCACAAACUGGAACAGUCACUUCCAGGUUUGCGGCAUUCGGGAGCCAAAACAUUCGAGAACUAAGCUGUUCAAAAAACAAGGUACGAUUGUAUCUAUUGCAUUUUAUUUUCUUCUGCAAAUUUUUGGAAGUUCAGCUUUCCUCCACCUCGGUUUUGGCAUUUCCUUUUGCGAAAUUCCCCCACUGUCCAUUCCUCAGACGGAGUUCUGUUUGUCUCUCAACAGGUUGCUGGUUGGUGCCCCUCGGGAAAGAGGUUUCCCGUCACAGCUAGCCAAUAGAACUGGAGGGUUGUAUAGCUGUGACAUCGCAACUCCAAAUGCAAAAUGCACACGGAUAAAAUUCGAUGAGAAAGGUGAGCUCAGCAGUAUCUAGGCUUCGUUCUGUUCUGUUUUACGCAAGGUUCAAACGCUCAUUUUUUAAAAAAUAAUAAUAAACCAUUUGGGAGGGGUGGAAUCUUAUUUGUUGCUUUAAUUUAUGCUCUGGGAAGUUAUUUGACAACAGUGCCAUGGUGCCUCUGACUAAGACAUGGGCACAGAACCCAUAUUUACCUAAAUCAGCCUGGUAUGCUGUUGGGCGACUCUCAUUCAUUUCUAGGAAGGUUACGUCAAAGUACUUUCUGAUGCUUAUGUCCUUUUUAAUAAAGCAAGUUUUUAUUAAAGCUUUUUCGUAAUACAAGAAGAUAAAUAACACAACAAAUGUUGGUGCUGACCUUUAAAGUCCUAAACGGCCUCGGCCCAAUAUAAGGAGCAUCUCCACCCCCAUCGUUCAGCCCACACACUGAGGCCCAGCUCCGAGGGCCUUCUGGCGGUUUUCUCCCUGCGAGAUGCGAGGUUACAGGGAACCAGGCAGAGGCCCUCCCAUCAGAUGUCAAGGAAAUAAACAACUAUCUGACUUUUAGAAGACAUCUGAAGGCAGCCCUGUUUAGGAAAGUUUUUAAUGUCUGAGGUUUUAUUGUAUUUUUAAUAUUCUGUUGGGAGCUGCCCAGAGUGGCUGGGGAAAUUAUUAUUAUUAUUAUUAUUAUUAUUAUUAUUAUUUCUGUUGGGAGUCACCCAGAGUGGCUGGGGAAACCCAGCCAGAUGGGUGGGGUAUAAAUAAAUUAUUAUUAUUAUUAUUAUUAUUAUAAUACUAAAGAAAAACAUACAAAGGGAAAGAAAAAGAAAAACUCCCUCUCUCAAAAGGUAGCUCUUAACCUUUGUCUCACCCAGAAAGUGGUGGACACUCCCAGCUUUCACUUGGAAGCGUUCCUUUUUCUUCCAGUCUCUCAUCCUGGGAGGGCUUCCCUUCCCCUCACUGCCAUUACGUUUGGAUUUCCCCAGACAUUACUGGGAUUUCAAAGGCCGAAUUGACAUGGGGGUGUGUGUGUGUGGAAACGCAACUUUCCGGUUUCUGGGGGGGGGGAAGCUUAACAAUUUUUGGGUCUUUCUUGGGGAAAAAAAGCUCAAUUAAGGCACUAGAGGAGUCACAGCUUCAUUAUAUAGCUCUGCAAAUCACUUAAUCCUCUCAAAAUUGAAUAUAAUAUUAAUAUUCCCAGACCGAAAUGUCCGUAGUGAUGCUCAUUUGAACCGUCCUGUGUGAAUAUUGUAGGCAAACACUGCCAUCUAAAGACAGUUUCAGGUACUGAAUGAAUAUAUGGUUCAAUCGUAUGCAUGCUUACUCGGAAGUAAACCCCACUGAGUCCAAUGAGACUUUCCUCCGGGUAAAUUGUGUAUAGAAUUGUAGCCUUACCUGUCAGCGGAGUCGUAGUUGAAAUAAUAUGUUUGUAAGUCACUAGAGAAAUGUUAUUUUAGAAGUUGGGUGUUUUUUUUAAAAAAGCAAAAUCACCUUGUGAUAAUUUUUCAGCUGAUCUGAGUAAAGAAAGCAAGGAAGACCAAUGGAUGGGUGUUACUGUCCAGAGUCAAGGGCCUGGGGGAAAAGUCGUGGUAAGUUCUCCAUGAAUCACUAUUCGGCAAACAUUUUGUUAAUGGUAUUUCUCACUACAUUUUUUUUAAAUUAUUCAAAAUUAUAACAAGACAUAUUAUCCAAAAACAUAUUAUCCUUGUUUCCCCCCCCCAUUUUUCCGCCCACCCCCCACCCACACCACCCCCCCCCCCCCGGCUUCCCUCAGUUCCAGUCUUUGGUUUCUCUAGGAAUGCUGUUUUCUGCAUGUUACAAAGUUGUAUAGAUCCUCAAACUAUUUAGCUGAUUAUUAUCAAUAAAAGGUUUGUGAAUGUUUAUUCAAAACCUGCCAAGGAGUCCAGUUCGCUUUGUUGCGUCUUCAGAUACUUUGUAAAGGGUUCCCAUUCAUCCUUAAAGUCACAGUUAUCCUUGUCCCGUAGCUUAUAUGUCAGUUUUGCCAGUUCUGCAUAGUCCGUCAAUUUUUCUUGCCAUGAUUCUUUAGUUGGCGUUUCUUCAGUCUUCCAUCCUUGUGCUACCAAAACUCUCGCGGCCGUUGUCGCAUACAUGAAGAUGUUUUUCAACUUUUUUGGCAGGUCUUUCCCUACAAUCCCCAACAAAAAUGUUUUUAACAAAGGUUAAAUGGAACAUUUUCUUCAAUUCGUUGUAAAUCAUUUCCCAGAAUUUUUUAAUUACCUUACAAUCCCACCACAUAUGAUAAAAUGUCCCCUCCUUUUCCUUACACUUCCAACAUAUAUUUGAACUAGUUUUGUACAUUUUCCCUAACUGCACUGGUGUUGUGUACCAUCUGUACAUCAUCUUCAUGUAAUUCUCCUUCAAUAGGGAACAGUCUGUAAAUUUUAAGUCAGUUUUCCAUAAUUUAACCCAAUCUUCCAUCAUAAUGUUGUGCCCUACAUCUUCUGCCCAUUUAAUCAUAACUGAUUUUACCUCUUCAUCUUUCGUCUCCCAUUCUAAUAGUAUGCUGUAUGCGGCCUUCAGUAGUUUCACUUUCCCUUCAAUCACUUCCGUUUGAAACCUAGAUCUAGUAUAACUAAAUCCUUUCUUGCUGUCUUCUUUAUGUGUUUCAUAUAGUUGUCGAUAAUGCAACCAACUUUGAAAGAACAUUUUUAUUUAUUUUUAAUUGAAAAAUACUAGGAAUCGACCUGAGAAAUAAUUUCCUCUAUUGGAAAACAAAACCCCAAGGUGGCUGUCACCGAUGGAAGCGAAAGCUCUGAAAAAGCUCAAUAUGGAGGUCAAAUGGCCAAAAUAUUGGGAAAUUUUGGAACAAGAUGGAGAUAGACUGAAACUGCAGAGUUGUGAGACAUUAAAAACAAAGUGUGAGACUGGCUUCAUUAUUAUCAGAUAAUGGAGGCAUAUAAUUUGGACAAGAAAAUUGGCUUCCAGGUGGAAAAAUCAAAAUUAGAAACAGAACUGCUAGAACCCAAAACUAAGAAUCUGUCAAAGAUGUAUAACUUGCUGUUGAAAUGGAAUACACAGGAUGAAACGGUGAAAUCAGCUAUGAUUAAAUGGGCACAAGAUGUUGGACAUAACAUAAUGAUGGCUGACUGGGAACAGUUAUGGACCACAGGUAUGAAGUUUACGGCAUGUAAUGCCUUAAGAGAGAAUAUUAUGAAAAUGAUAUACAGGUGGUACAUGACACCAGUCAAGCUUGCAAAAAUCUAUCAUUUGCCCGAUAAUAAAUGUUGGAAAUGUAAGGAAACUGAAGGUACAUUCUUUCACCUUUGGUGGACGUGCCCAAGGAUUAAGGCUUUCUGGGAGAUGAUCUAUAAUGAAAUGAAAAAGGUAUUUAAAUAUACCUUCCUGAAGAAACUAGAGGCCUUUCUCCUGGGCAUAGUCGGCCAAUUGGUGCCAAAGAAGGACAGAACUUUCUUUAUGUAUGCCACAACAGCAGCAAGAAUACUUAUUGCAAAGUAUUGGAAGACACAAGACCUACCCACUCUGGAAGAAUGGCAGAUGAAGGUGAUGGACUACAUGGAAUUGGCCGAAAUGACUGGCAGAAUCCGAGACCAGGGAGAAGAGUCGGUGGAAGAAGACUGGAAGAAAUUUAAAGACUAUCUACAGAAAUAUUGUAAAAUUAAUGAAUGUUAGAAUGAUGUUAGAAUGAAGUUAAGUGGUUUAAGCAGCAAUGCUAUAAAGGCAUAUGUAAAAAUGGACAGUUAACAGGUGAAAAUCCAAAGUUAUAGUAUAUUAAGUUAAAGGACUAAGAGAAAAUAAAGAAAAGAAAUUGCUGAAUUAACUAAUUGAAUUGGAAUACAAAAAAGGGAGGUAUGAGGAGGUCAGGGAAGUAAGGAAAUGAAUGUAAGGCAUGGAAGACUGAUGUAUUUUUAAGUGUUUUUUAUUCUUUUUUUCCCUGUAUUUUGUAUUUUUCUUGUAUUUCUACUUUUGUCUUUUUUUCUUCUCCUUUUCUUUACUUAUGUAAUUCUUCUUUUUGAAAUCUUAAUAAAUAUCAUUUUUUUAAAAAAAGAGAAAUAAUUUCCUCUAUUUCCAGUUUUUGGACCAUGAAUGCCAUUGGUUACGAGGUCAAGAAUGGCUACUAUUAUAUUACUAUCGGCCACCAUUAUGUAGCCAGAGCAGGCUUGAAGGAAACCUGGAAGCUACAGAAGCACAAAAAUAUUUAGUGUGGGGGUCCUAGCGGGGAGGAACCCACGAAACAGCCCAAUGGGGAGUAAGCGUGCUGAGUGGUCAUGGAAUGGCAACUGAAUGUUGUGGGGUGGAAAUGGAGUGGUUGGAAAUCGGAACAACAGCUCUCCACACCGCAACAUUUUAUUACAGGUUUCACUUGCAUCCUAUGUAUACUUCUCUUGAUUAUUAGUCACAGUGGUCUUCAGGUACCAUCGCAACAUUCAUAUUCUAAGGAAAAGAGAACGCAUGCACAGAACCUUUAAAAAGGUUCUUUUGCUAGUGCAGAAUUCAGCAGCCAGGUUUGAACAUAUUACACCGAUCCUGGUCCAACUGCACCGGCUACCAGUUAGUUUCUGGGCCCAACUCAGAGUGCUGGUUUUGACCUAUAAAGCCUUAAACAGCUCAGGACCGCAAUUCCUCAAGGACUGCCUCUUUCCAUAUGAACCUACCCGGACCCUGAGAUCAUCUUCUGAGCCCCUCCUUCGUAUGCCCCCUCCUCCAGAGGUCCGGAGGGUGGCAACACAAGAACAGGCCUUCUCUGCAGUGGCUCCCCGUCUGUGGAAUGCUCCCCCCAGGGAAGUUCGCCUGGCGCCUUCAUUAUACAUACACCUUUAGGCACCAGGCAAAAACGUUCCUUUUUAAGCAGGCCUUGGGUUGAUUUGAUUUACAUCCCUUGCCCUUUUAAAAUGUGUUGUUUUUUGAGGGGGGGCUGUUGAGUUGUUUUUAUUUUUAUUAUGUAUUUUGUGGUUUUAUAUCUUGAUUUUAUCCUGUGAACCGCCCUGAGACCCCCAGGUAUAGGGCGGUAUAAUAAUAAUAAUAAUAAUAAUAAUCAUAAUAAUCAUAAUGCCAUCAAACUGGUGAAUGCUUCACUGAUACCUUCCCGUAACUGUCCUAAUGAAAAAAUACUGUGAGGCAAAAUAAAAACGCAUACUUCCAGAUGAUUUAAAAGUCAUCUGUCCUUUGGUAUGGCAGCAUGUUGGCUAUUCAACGCAGAAGCAUUCCAUAUCAGUGAACUUGAUGUCAGCCAGUCUAGGAUUGUACCCUCUUAAUUCCUCAGCCCUGCCAAACUCCAUAUAGUUGCCCUGUUGAAAUGCCAGUGGCCCCUUUUCGUUUCUCUUGCGGAUAAGGCAGCUCAGCUUUGCUUAUUGCCUACGGUGUUCUUAAUGCCUUGCAGACUUGUGCCCAUCGCUAUGAGAAAAGGCAGUACGUCAACACGAUCCAGGAAACUCGAGAUAUCAUUGGAAAGUGCUACGUGCUGAAUCAGGACCUCUCCAGCAGCGAGGAAAUGGGUGGCGAGGAUUGGAGCUUUUGCGAUGGCCGGUUGCGAGGCCACGAGAAGUUUGGCUCCUGCCAGCAAGGCGUAGCUGCCACUUUUACCAGAGAUUUUCAUUAUGUUGUGUUCGGGGCACCGGGUGCUUAUAACUGGAAAGGUAUGGCUUGGAUUUUUCUUCAAAUAUCACUCCUGCGGGGUAGCUUAGUCAGUAGAGGAUGAGACGCUGAAUCUCAGGGUUGUGGAUUCGAGCCCCACGUUGGGCAAAAAGGGGAUGGAUUAGAUGAUCCUCGUGAUUUCUUCCAGUGCUACGAUUCUGUUAUUUCUGUUGUCUGUCUGUCUGCUGUUUCAGUAUCGACAACUUUGUUAUUUGUAGAUUCUUGAUCUGUAUACCCCCCCACCUACAUUGAUGCUCUUUCCCCCAAAAUCAAAACGUUAGGUGUACAGUGGUACCUUGGUACUCAAAUGGCUUGGCUCCUGAAAAAAUCAGCUCCCAAACACAGCAAACCCAGAAGUGAUAUCUGGAAGUUUGUGAACUUUUUUUGGAAUCCAAACGUCGGCUCCCUCUACCUGAAAAGCAAGAUGAGUGUCGCAACCCCAUAGUCGCCUUUGACUGAACUUAACCGUCCAUGGGUCCUUUAUCUUUACCUUUACCUUUUAUAGGACGGCCAUACUCACUACAGGCAUGUGGCCCUCAAAGGGUUGACCAAGGGUAAAUGUGGCCUCCGGAACAAGAAAGGGUUAGUUGCCACAGCCUAGAUCACUGUUAAUUUUUUUGUAGCCAAGUGAAAAUGCACUCAGUUGGGGGGAAAGUGUUUGAAAAAUAAAACGACAGUAAUAGUAGUAGUAGUAGUAAAUAAAUAAAUCCUGUUGAAUUUUGUGGCCUCCAAAUUAAAUAAAAGCCGAUGGAUUGGUUUGUGCUUACUUAGGCUAAAAAGCUUUGAAAUACCACCUUUCUUUUUUAAAACAACAAGGUUGUUGUUGUGGCCUUCUAUUCUCCUCUGACCUUUCUCCUUUGCAAAAAUAGCAGCGUGCCCCUGUGCCCGGCACGUGAACCAUGCAAAACCCUUGACCCUUGGUGUAAGGUGUACUUGAGUUUACCCUUCCAAAUUCUGAAAACUGGACCACCCUGGUGCGGUGCGUCAAAUAAAGAGCCAUUGCUUUAGUUGAAUUGCAGGUACUUAUUGCCGCUGCGCUUAGUUUGAAGAGUGCUCUUUUACAGCCCGGAGGAAAAACACACACGUUUGUUUAGUUGAGAGUGUAUUGUAUACCUGUCAAAACCGAAGUGCUUCCUUUCUAAAUAGUGCAGAAGUGUGUUUUCAUAAUUAGGGGACGGCUCUUUACCUAAGCAACAGCAGCAGCAGGGAUUUAACAUAAUGGACAUUUUUAAAUGUUAUGGUAUUAGCGCGUGGAAAAAAAAGUUUAUAACAAACAUCCACGCUGAAGAGUCUUUGCGAAAUGCCACCUGUCAUUUGCAGAUGCAAAUAAACAGGAUCCUCCCUGUUACUGCAGCCCCUCCCAAUUUGUCCACAUGUUGUUGCAGUGCAUGUCUGUUGGUCAUGCUGGUAGGGGGCCGAUGGGACUUAUAGACCCAAACAGCUGGAGGGCACCACUUUGGGAAAGGCCAUGUACUUUUUAAAAAAAAUCUCCCCUUGACCCAGUGUUCCACAUCACUUGCCUUCUGUUUUAGCUAAGACAAUUCCUGGUUUUAAAUGACUGUCUGUGGACUUUGGACUCAGAAUGUGACUUCCUGAGUAACUUAGCUUUUCAUUAUCAGCACAAAUCACUUAGUUUUUUUGUAUCAACCCUCAGGGUUGUGGAAGUAAAACUGGAGGAUGACUGAGGGAACAUAAGGUGCCGAGGACCUCCCUCUUGGAGGAUGAUUUGGCGCACCGGAGGAAAACUCCUUUGCCUUUGUUGUGCCGUUGCCAGUUCUGUGCUGUUUGUACACUGGGGCUCGGAAGAGGCCAUUUUGAGGGUGGGUGGGUGUGUCAAAAGAGCACCCCAAGCUCCCUUGUUCCCCUGACAGCCACCACAUGGUCCAAAGAAAUACCUUACCUAGAGUUGGUGCUCUCAGUUCCAUCCCAUUAGAAUUGAAGGUGGUGUAGUUGAGAGUAAUGCAAGAGAAAAGUUAUGUCUUCUCUUUCUCUUCUUACUUGGCCAAUUUUCCUUGGUUACCGCAGCUUAGGACCGCAAUACCUCAAGGACCACCUCUCUCUCUCUCUCUCUCUCUCUGAACCCACCUGGCCCCUGAGAUCCUCUUUUGAGGCCCUUCUUUGUGUGCCUCCUCCCUGAAAGAUCCGGAGGGUGGCAACACAAGAGCAGGCCUUUUCUGCAGUGGCUCCCCACUCGUGGAAUGCUCUCUCUAGUGAGAUUCUGCCGGCGCCUUCGUUAUCCACCUUUAAGGCAAAAACUUUCCUCUGUAAACAGAACUUUGCCCGAUUGAUAUCUGACGCCCUUUAAACAGGUGUUGGGGGAGGAUUAUUGGAAUGUUUUUGUUUUUAUUAUGUAUUUUGUGUUUGUAUAUUGUGAUUUUAUGUUGUGAACCACCCUGAGACCUGCAGGUAUAGGGCAGUAUACAAAUUUAAUUUAAUAAUAAUAAUAAUAAUAAUAAUAAUAAUAAUACGUGGGGCUACCUUUGAAGGUGACCCGGAAACUACAACUAAUCCAGAAUGCGGCAGCUAGACUGGGAGCGGCCGCCGAGACCAUAUAACACCGGUCUUGAAAGAUCUACAUUGGCUCCCAGUACGUUUCCGAGCACAAUUCAAAGUGUUGGUGCUGAGCUUUAAAGCCCUAAACGGACUCGGUCCAGUAUAUCUGAAGGAGCAUCUCCACCCCCACCGUUCUACCCGGUCACUGAGGUCCAGCACCGAGGGCCUUCUGGCGGUUCCCUCACUGCGAGAAGCCAAGUUACAGGGAACCAGGCAGAGGGCCUUCUCGGUAGUGGCGCCCUCCCUGUGGAACGCCCUCCCACCAGAUGUCAAAGAGAACAACAACUACCAGACUUUUAGAAGACAUCUGAAGGCAGCCCUGUUUAGGGAAGCUUUUAAUGUUUGAUGUAUUACAGUAUUUUAAUAUUUUUUUGGAAGCCGCCCAGAGUGGCUGGGGAAGCCCAGCCAGAUGGGUGGGGUAUAAAUAAUAAAUUAUUAUUAUUAUUAUUAUUAUUAUUGCAUCACAUAUUUGCUGCAUCCUGCAACUUCAACCCAAGUCUAGAAUGGGGCCCAUUACACAGUGUUGCGUCAAUGUUCCUCCCUCCCUUUCCCACAAGGAUUAUACCAUAGUUGCUUUGUCUUCUGUUUGCGUUAAAGUUUAUUUUAUUCCCCUCCCACUCCCCCUUCCUUUGUCAUUCAUCCCACUUUUUUUUUUUGCCAUUUCAUAUUUUUUUUCCCCUAGGAGUGGUGCAUGCAGAGCAAAGGAAUCAGUCAUAUUUUGAAAUGGGUAUCUAUGACGAUGGGCCUUACGAAGUUGGCGGGGAGAACCAGCUUGAUGAGAGCCUAGUUCCUGUUCCAUCUAACAGUUACUUAGGUAGGACGAAGCUCUUCAGAGAUCUCGAGGAAAUUUCACUACCCAAAUGUGGAGCGAUAAAGUGAAACGCUGUUGGAAAGUAAUUCAGUUACAGACCCUCCCCACCCGCUUGCGUUUAAACCAAGAGCUUUUUGUGCGUGCCCUCCUUUGCCAUUUCCACCACUGCUUUGAAGUGUAAAAUGGUACUCUUGGUUGAGGUACCUCUAAGAGCUGCUAAUGUAAUGAGACAUUUCAGAGCACCGAUGAGGACUUGCAGAUUUUUAUAUCAUGAUUAUAACCUCUCUGUGUCUCUCUCUGUGUCUCUCUCUCUGUCUUUCUCUCUUUCACACACACACUGUACUGUACUGUAUGUGGAUUAGUAGCCCUAAGCCAUUUUACCUCAACAUGUUUGAUACUCAACAAGAUUGUGAUGGCUAAGAAAGGACGUUCAUGGUGUAUCUCCAGCGUAUAGGGACCCACAAUUUGUCAGCUAACUUCUGAGGCCUCUUUGCAAUGCUUUAAUGGCUAACCCCCCAAAGAUGGGUGUGUCAUAUGGCAAAUUGUCGAGAUUGCAUUUUUGUUCGCCCUCGCUUUCUGAGUGCCAGUUGAUGCAAUUUGUGUGGCGUUUUGCAACAAACGGUGAAAACAAUUCCUUUUUAACGCAAACGGUGAAGAACGGCAAACAACUCACUGGCGUUUGCGCAUGCCUCCUCCAAGAAGGGAUAGGGGCCCUUAAGGAUUGAAUAGCGACCCAUCUGUAAAAGCACACUUUGGGAUGAGAUUUUGUGGGGAACGUUUGAGGCCAAGGAUGAUAUUUUGCCAUUAAAACUGAUGAAGGGGAUGGAAGGAAAAGUCUGUUCCUGUGUAAGCUGAGUUAAUACAGCGUUAUUUUUUUUAAAGCUCUGAGGCGGGAUCCAAAUUUACCGUAUUUUUCACUCUAUAAGACGUACUUUUCCCCUCCUAAAAAGUAAGGAGAAAUGUGUGUGCAUCUUAUGGAGUGAAUGCAGACUGCGCAGCUCUCGCUGAAGCCAGGAGAGCAAGGAGGGAUUGGUGCGUGCCGAUCCCUCUUGCUGUUCUGGCUUCAGGGAUAGCCACGCAAAGGCUCUUCAGUGCAACGGGAGAAAUGCUCCCCCUGCCCUGAAGAGGUUUGGCACGGCUAUCCCAGAAGCCAAAACAGCAAGAGGGAUCGCUGCUUUUGCUGCGCAGCGAUCCCUCUUGCUGUUCUGACUUCGCUUCGCUGAAGAGGCGCUGCGCAGAGAGAGAAAGCUGCGCAGUGCCCCUUCAGCAAAGCAGGAGGAGAAAUGGAGCCCCUUCCGUUUCUCCUCCCGCUUUGCUGGAGAGGCGCUACGCAGAGAGGGAGAGAAUUUUUUUUCCUUGUUCUCCCCUCUAAAACAGGGUGCGUCUUAUAGAGCAAAAAAUACGGUACAGUGGUACCUCGGGUUACAUACGCUUCAGGUUACAUACGCUUCGGGUAUACACACGCUUACAUACGCUUCAGACUCCGCUAACCCAGAAAUAGUGCUUCAGGUUAAGAACUUUGCUUCAGGAUAAGAACAGAAAUCGGGCUCUGGCGGCGCGUCAGCAGCAGGAGGCCCCAUUAGCUAAAGUGGUUCUUCAGGUUAAGAACAGUUUCAGGUUAAGUACGGACCUCCGGUACGAAUUAAGUACUUAACCUGAGGUACCACUGUACUUUACAAUCCAGGACCUUUUUAACCCUCACAGCAAUCUGAUCAGCGGGGAGGUUUCCACGAAUCUGAUUCCCAUUUGCCAUGAGUAAAAAUCUGUAGAUGUUAAUGGGCAUUGAAGGGUAGGAGCGCUAACCCCCAACUUCUUGUGUGGCAACAGGUCACGGGCCCUGUAGCUUCAGGCAAGGCCCUAAAGGAUGUAACUUGCCUAUAUUUCCAUUGGUAAAACUUCUGCUCUCCUUCAGGUUUUCCCCCUAAGUCUCCAUGUUGUUAUGCUCUCUGCUUAACCUGUCCUUCUUUCUUUCUUUCCUUCAUCUUCUUCCUCCACCCACAUUUGCAGGUCUCCUUUUCCUGACAAGUGUGUCUUUUGGUAGCCCCGAUCAGUUUGUGUACAAAACACUGCCUCCCAACGUCAGGGUAGGCAAGGCCACCGAUCUGAUGAUGAAUAGCUAUCUAGGUUUGUGACCUCUGAAUAGCGGUUGUCCAUCUCGCUUCCUUUGUUACAUUCCAAACAUUCCAGACAUCGUUCUUUGUUUUCCAUUUCAAGUUGGUGCGUGUUGUGGAAAAUGCUCAAAUGAGACGAGGGGACUUCUGAAAGUUUGGGGCGAGAAAGAAUCCUCAGGACUCGAGCUUUCGGGGGGCUGGCUUGGCUAGGGGCCUGCAGGUCAAGGAUGGAGAACCUGUGGACCUCGAUGACUGCUCCACCAAAACGGGGAUAGAGGGGAACCAAUAAGAUGAAGGUGGCCGCACCAAAGAGGGAGUGCUCAAAUUGUUUACUGUACCUGUGUGAGCUGAAUGUAGAAGUUCAGCAUCAGUACCUGGGGGAAUCGCGCCAUAAGCAUGAUACAUUUUUCAUGAGGUCUUAACAUUCCUUUAACAUCAUGGGAGUGCUCUGUUAAAGCAAGUGAACACUUGAAUAGAUUUUUAUUUAUUACAAAGUCUGAAGAAAGCACAACGAAAUUGCUGUGAAUGUGGCUCUUUGAAAUCAGCACUGUAUACAGUGGUACCUCGGUUUUUGAGCGACUCGGAAGCCUAACGUUUUGGUUUUCAAACGCCAAAACCCCGGAAGUAAACACUUCUGUUUUCGAACGUGCCUCAGAAUUUGAACAGCUUCCGCUGCAUUCCCCCCAAUUUUCUUCACUGACGUUGCAGACCGCCCUUUGCGCCUCGGUUGUUGAGCAUUUUGGAAGUCGAACCAUCUUCCGGAACAGAUUACGUUCGACAACCGAGGUACCACUGUAUGUGCUGCUUUGAGUCUGCUUCAAUGUCUGCUGGGAGAGGACAGGUUUAAGCUUUUAAUGUAUAUGUGUAGACCCUGUUAGGUGGGUUUCCAUUGACCCUGUGCUUCCAAUCACCCCUUUAACAUAGCAACAAUCACAGAGGCUUUGCCCUACAAUAGCACCACACCUUCAACUGUUCGUCUGUUUUAUGUUGUGCGGUAGGUUUUUCUCUGGACUCUGGAAAAGGCAUCACUUCGCAGAACGAGCUCACUUUUGUGUCUGGAGCUCCGAGAGCAAACCACAGUGGAGCGGUUGUCCUUUUGAAAAAAGACACUGUCAUUCAACGGGCAUUGUCUCCUGAGCACACAUUUGAAGGCGAGGGGCUGGCCUCCUCUUUUGGCUAUGAUGUGGCUGUUGUAGACCUCAACAGUGAUGGGUAAGCCUGCCCUCUGGCUCCUCUUUCUUCUAGUACCAUGGGGAAGUGUGAUCGUAUCUUUCUUUGUUUGCAAAGUGGGAGAAACAUAGCUGUGAACGUUUCCCCUUUUUGAAGGGAAAUUCCCUUAUUCCGGAUAGGAUUCCUCGCAAGAAAAGGGAAAAGUUGACAGCUAUGGGGAGAAAUGAGGCUGUUCCUCAUUAGGUUAUGGCAAACUCAGAAAAGCAUAAAUGCACCAUUGCUUUUAAGAAAAGCAACCUGCCCAUUUUCAUAAAACGUAACUGGCGGACCGGUGAAUGUUUUCACACUUCCUGCUCCCCUGACCCUCCAUUUUAAGUGGUUUGAGUAAGUAAGCUUACUCACUGUAAAAAAUUCAGCAAAAUGGAUACUUUAAAGAAGUAUCUCAGGAAAUAUAGACCAGGGAAGGUGAACUUGAAAACCUCCAGUUGUUGCUGGAUUUCAACUUGUCAACCCCAAUGAACAGGGCCAAUGAUUAAAAAUAAUAAAAAAAAUAAUAAUGAUAAUAAUUUAUUUAUACCCCAACAGAAUGGCUCCCAACAGAAUAUUAAAAAUACGAUAAAACAUUAAAAACUUCACUAAACUGGGUUGCCUUCAGAUGUCUUCUAAAAGUCAGAUAGUUGUUUAUUUCGUUGACAUCUGAUGGGAGGGCGUUCCACAGGGCGGGUGCCACUACCGAGAAGGCCCUCUUCCUGGUUCCCUGCAACCUCACUGCUCACAGUGAGGGAACCACCAGAAGGCCCUUGGUGCUGGACCUCGGUGUCCCGGCUGAACGAUGGGGGUGGAGAUGCUCCUUUAGGGAUGAUCCAGCAACAUUUGGAGAGCCACAGGUUUCUUAUCCAUGACCUAAACAAACUAUAGUAAGUCUAGAGACAAUGGAUAAAACAAUCACCAUUAGCUGUACUGCUGGAUAAGUGUUUAAUGGUUAUUGUAUUGUUUAAACCAGGCAUGGCCAGACUUGGCCCUCCAGCUGUUUUGGGACUACAAUUCCCAUCAUCCUGACCACUGGUCCUGUUAGCUAGGGAUGAUGGGAGUUGUAGUCCCAAAACAGCUGGAGGGCUGUUUGGCCAUGCCUGGUUUAAACCAACCAACCAUAACCCCUUCUACUGUGGUCCAGAGGAUUAAACAGAACUUGAAUUUGGGAAAUCCCGAUCAUGAACUUUGACUUGAGUCACUCUUAGGAGCGGUACAAUCUUGUGCAUGUUUACUCAGAAGUAAGUCCCACUGAGUUAAAAGAGGCUUACUCCCAGGUGAGUGAUUAUAGGACUGCAGCCCAAGUUCCAUACAUGCAAAAACUGGACGAGCAAUGACCAACUUGGCAAGAUGGUCGUGAGUUCAGUGAGAAUAAAACACCGUAAAAAAAGACAGCAAAGUACUGUAGAAAUGGCCAGGGGGGGUGGAAAUCUAGCCGUUUAUCACUGAACUUCUUAAAACUGAAUUCAAGAGAUCUCUCUGAGCAGCUGUAUUAUUUGGAAGCCUUGUGUUGAAUUGUGCACUCUGCUGAACAUGUUGUCUUUCUGAGGUCACUUUUAUCACCUGCUUCUCACACUUGUCUUAAACACAAUGAACUUGUUGUUUUCUCAGUUGGCAAGAUAUUGUUGUCGGAGCGCCGCAGUACUUUGACAGGGAAGGAGAAAUUGGCGGUGCUGUGUACAUUUACAUUAACCAGCAAGGCAAGUGGGAAGGAGUCAAACCAGUUCGGCUCACAGGACCAGCAGACUCCAUGUUUGGAAUCGCAGUCGAAAAUAUUGGUGACAUUAACCAAGAUGGCUUCGAAGGUAAGCCGGAAAACGAUUGGCCUGCUCUUUGAUGAUGAUGAUGAAUUUCAUUUCUAUACCACAUUAUAUUUUUAAGAACAAUAUUUCAAGGCGGUUUGCAACCUACAUCAAAACAUCAUAUAAAACAAUCCAGAAUAUUGUUAUUAUUUAUUAAAUUUGUAUACCGCCCUUCAUCUGAAGAUUGCAGGGUGGAUCACAAGAUAAAAAAGACAAAAUGAGGACAUAAAAGAAAUAAUAAAGCAAAAAACAAAACAAAACCCCAAUAACCUGCUUUCUGGAGAAAGUCAAAUAGAAAGUAUACAUUCAAAGCAACAUGAUUAACGGGAAACUAAAUAUUUCAAGAUGAAAUAUUACAAAGGAGGUUCGACUACAAAAGCACAUUUAACACAGCAAAAUUAACAACAACAAAAACCACAUGAACAUUUCAAAGGAAAACACUACUAAAGGAAGUUGUCAUCAUUCAUUCCAUCUCUAUACCGCUUUAUAUUUUAAAGAACACAUCUCAAAGCGGUUUACAACAACAUGACAACGUCAAAUAAAACAAUCCAGAAUAAAACAAAUUCAAGCUCCAAAGAAGAAAAUGUUUCAGAUCCUUCUCUAAGUGAACAUUUUGUUUUCCCCAGUCGCCUGCCUGGCAUCCAGAGAUCUCCACGUGGUCGCCAUUGGACCUGCACCAGCCGCAAAAUGUGGCUAAUUUCUGAUUCUGGGGCCUGGACAAACUCCAUGGGCCCUGCCUUAUUUGAGCAAUCCAUGUAGCUUUGAAAACCUGCAUGUUCAGUUUGACUGUUGUUGUCCUUCUCUCUUUUUUUUAUGCAACAGAUAUUGCUGUAGGGGCUCCAUAUGACGACUCUGGCAAGGUGUAUAUUUAUCAUGGCUCCAAGGACGGGAUAAACACAAAACCAGCACAGGUACUAGCUAGUCACGUUCGCUUCUCCUUCCAAUGGAACUGAAAUACCGUAUUUUUCGCUCUAUAACACGCACCCGACCAUAACACGCACAUAGUUUUUAGAGGAGGAAAACAAGAAAAAAAAUAUUCUAAACGAAACAGUGGAUGUAUGAUUUUUGUGGUUCAUGUUGUGGCCACAGACAUGUGAUCUGACGGUGAGUUUAGGGUAGCCCAAUGCAAAAAUCCUGAGGAUCCAUGUGGAUCCAUGCUUUGUAACCACGUUUUUGCACCACUGCGGCCCCAGGCAACAGUGGGUGCGUGAUUUUUUUGGUGCAAGCUGUAGCCAUGGACAUGCUAUGUGAUCUGAUGGUGAAUUUGGGGUGACCCAGUGCAAAAAUCCUGAGGAUCCAUGUGGAUCCGUGCUUUGUAACCACGUUUUAAGUGGGGAGAGAAGGAAAAGCACUCAAGGGACAAGGAACACGCGUGGGGUGGGUGGAGAAGGAUGCUGUUAAUAAUGCAGAAGAGGGGUAUAAGAGGAGAAGCAAGCAGGCUCUGCUUCUCUCCCUCCUCCCCGGCUCGCUAAAAAACUUUGCUACUAUUUAGCCAGCUGAGUGGGGAGGAGAGAGGGACAGAGAGCCUGCUAGCUCCUCUCCUCUCCCGCUUUGCUCCUUUAAAGCAAGCAGGCUCUCUGUCCCUCUCUCCUCCCCACUCAGUGGCUCUUCUCCCGCUUUGCUGUUUCAAAGCGAGCCACGGAGGAGGGAAGGAAGGGGAACCAUGGAUCCUCUGCUCACGACUGCACCAGAUCCCCCCCGCCACCCAUAGGCAUUCGCUCCAUAACACGCACAGACAUUUCCCCUUACUUUUCUAGGAGGAAAAAAGUGAGUGUUAUGGUGCAAAAAAUACGGUAUUCAUUUGGCUUGUUUCCUAAGCUUCUCCCAGGCAGCUGCCCACUUAUAGCUCUCUGCCACCUGCAUCUCUCUCUCCUUUGACCUUGCACGCCACUCUCUUCUCUGCCUAAUAUCUUUUCAUGUAAAACCCCAUCUGCACUAUACUUCUAAAGCAAUAUCAUACCACUUUAAACAGUCGUGCUUUCCACCAAUGCAUCCUGGGAACUGUAGUUCGUUAUAAAGGCAUUGAGUGUUGUUAAAAGGUAAAGGGACCCCUGACCAUUAGGUCCAGUCGUGACUGACUGCGGUUGUGGCGCUCAUCUUGCUUUAUUGGCCGAGAGAGCUGGUGUACAGCUUCCGGGUCAUGUGGCCAGCAUGACUAAGCCACUUCUGGCGAACCAGAGCAGUGCACGGAAACGCCGUUUACCUUCCCACAGGAGUGGUACCUAUUUAUCCACUUGCACUUUGAUGUGCUUUCGAACUGGGAUCCCUAUUCCCCUAAUAGAGCUUCAAUUCCGGAGUUUCCUGGAAAGAGGGGUUGAUUGUUAAAGCACGCUGGAAAUUGUAGCUCUCUGAGUGGAACAGUUUUGUCCUACGUUUCCUCAAGCUGUUCCUCUUAAGAGACGCUGCUUGCUAAGUCUUUUGCCUUCUGUAGAAAAUAAGAUAAAAGCCUUUAUCCUGUUGUUGCAGAAUUCAGCUCUUUCUUCAGAUUUGUAUUAUUAUUAUUUUUUGUAUUAUUAUUUUUUUGCAUGUGUGGAGCAUGGCCUGCCUCCUAAUAAAUGCAGACGUGAUAUUCUUUUAUUGUUUUAAUUGCCAUUGAUUUUUCUGUUUUUAUUUAUAAGCUUUAUGCAGACAAGAAAUCUUGGGGGGGAAAUUGACUAUGUGUCCCGAUGGCUUUUCAGUAGACUCUUUUAACUGCAUUAAUCAAUAAUUCUUAUAAUGACUUAUGGUUCUGGAGAUUGGUGUUGAUGAGAUAGCUGCUUGGCUAGUUCUUUUCAGUGGGAAGUGCUCACCUAAUUUCCAUUGAUACCGUAUUGGUCUGAAUAUAAGCCUCACUUUUCCCCCAAAUUCCGACCGUGAAAAGUUGAAAAUGCGGCUUAAAUUCGCAACCUUACAAAAAUGGGCUUUUAUACGAUAUCACCGCUGAAACAGACAUACGGUAAAACGGAACCAAAAAAUGUUUUAUUGCCGAUUUGCGAGCUUGAGACUGUUCAUUUGCCGUUUACGGGAGUCAGUGCCUGUGGAAUUGCAGCCAACUGAAUAGCAAUUUGCGAUUUCAGCGAUUCUACGGUAACUUUUGCGGGCUUGCAAGAUCAAAGGCUUAAAUUGGCUCGGAGUUGCAAUUCCACCAACCGCAGCGAUUUUCAGCCUGUAACCCAAUUUUAAGGGAGGGGCUUAUAUUCGGCUAUUGUCUCCCCCCUGCCUUGAAUUUUAAAGGUGCAGCUUAUUUGUCGGUGCAGCUUAUAUCCGGGCCAAUACGGUAGCCUAUAAUUCUGUGACAUUUGACAGCACCCUCUUUCAUAGUGUGUACCCCAUUGCGGCUCCUUUCUGACUUCCUUUAGCUGUGCUCCCCUUUUUAUGACCCUUUUCUAUGUCUGAUUUACUCUCUGCCUUUUUCCUAAGGUGACGUUCUACUAAUUGCAGGGUGAAUCUUUGACCUUCCAAGUUGUUUGACCCUCCAAGCCCCAUCAGCCAUAGCAAUCCUGUUCAGUGAUUAGGGACGUUGUAGUUUAGCAACAUCUCAAGGGCCAAAGGUUCCCCACACCAGAUGAAGCUGCUAAAUGAAUACAUUUAUUAUUUAAAUGUUUUUAAACCACCCUUCAUCUUUAGAGACAUGAGGACUUUAUAUAGGGGCAUGAACAUAUCAGAAUAUUCCAAAAAUCCAAUACACUGAAAACAGCAAAGACAAGUGUAUAUGGAUGGCAGUCAAGUAGCAAAAUACAGCAUAACAAUUUCCAUUUUUUCGCACUGUUUCAGAUUCUGGAUGGUGGGGCAAACGGAGUCUCGUCCUUUGGUUAUUCUAUCACCGGAAACAUGGACCUUGACAAAAACUCCUAUCCUGAUAUUGCUGUUGGGUCUCUUUCAGAUUCUGUAGCUGUUUACAGGUGUGUAGCGCCUUCUUGAUUUAACCUUAACUCUGGGGUCCUUAAUGUGGCACCUGUUGCACCCUGGUUGUUCUCAGACACCUCCUUUGUCAGCCUUAAAAAAUAACUGAGGGUUUGGGGCAUUGUUUGUUUGGAAGGUUUCCUGCUUUCUUUGGGUUUUUUUUAAAUUUGUUAUGGGUUGUGCACAGGCUUUUUGUUUAUUUGGAGGAGGCGGGGGAGUCUGAGCAUCACCAGUUUUCUUCUGUGAAGUGGGUAUUUUGUGGUGCCCUAACAGUUUUUUCCAUGGGGUCACGAAGAGUUGGACUAAACAACAACAACAGUUUCUUAGAUUUCCAAAUGUGCCACUGAGCCCAAACAUUUUUGAGGAGACUAGACUUAGCAGUUGGCCUGAGUUUCCACAAUGUAUUUUUCAUCUUUUAAGAACGGUGAGGCCCCAAACUUUCAUAAAUAUUAAAAUGAGUGAGUCCUUGAACAAGAGCAGUCACAUGGGCAUAAUUCUCUCAGACAUAGGAAUGAUGAUAUAGUAAAGACAUAGGAAUGAUGAUAUAGUAAAUGUGCCUUGGACUAAACCAUUUCAGACUGUUGGGGGCCUAGAAUCCUCCCCCCUACAAUCAAUCUUUCAGUGUUCAGGGAAUUGUUUUCCAGUGUGGAGGGCCAAGCCAGUCAUGUGACUCUAUCUGCUGCCCAGUGGUGUAGCGUGGGUUGCCAGUGCCAGGGGCUCCAUGGCGGGAGGGAAACAGAUGGGUGUGCAUUCAACUGCCCAGUGACAUCCAUGUCACCCAAGAGAUCACAGCCGCAGAGAUAAGAAAAUAAGAGCCGUUCCUUUUGUCCUGGUUCGCAUGGACAAGCUGUUUUCAAUGGAGCCCAGUGGCAGAAGCAAGCAGCUGUGUUGAGGCAGCAAUGGGUGUUGAAAUUUUGUGCCCCUAACAGUUUUGAGCAUGGGGAAACCGCCCCUUUGGCCCCCAUCCCACGCUACACCACCGCUGCUGCCUGAAGUAGAACAGUCCAGACACAGGAGAAUGUAAGUUGCCACUGUUGUGGGAAUAAUUGUGCAUAAAAACAGAGACAGGCGGAAAGAAUGACAGACAGACUAGGACUGAGGAAGAGAAGUCAGUUUUAUUCUAAAUGCAGUCACCCAGCCUUUGUUUAUCAGAUGUGUAACAUAUUUUGAUGAAAUGUUUUACUCUAAACCCUCUUGUGCUUUCGGUGCUAACACACUGCAAAAAACUAGGCCACUCUGUCAGAGCCUCUCCCUCCUACAGCAUGAAAAUAGAAAGCCCAAUGGGGCUUUCCCUGUUUAUUAGCCUAAGAAUUCCUUCCUCGAGUGCCAUUCAUUGAAAUAACAAGUUUCUUCCCCAACCUCCUCUUCCCUCCUGACAUACAAGAUCGCGGCCUGUGGUGAACGUUAAGAAAACUAUUAAGAUAGACCCCGGCAGAAUAGACCUAAAGAAAAAGAACUGUGAAGUCCCCAGUGGGAUUUGGUAAGCCGUUGAACUCCUAAUAUUUGUUUCAAUGUUUUGGCAAACGUUCAUGUGUUUCAUAUGCACGAGAAUUUCCACUAUAUGGUGCACCGCAUGGGAGGUUACUAUGCCAGCCCGCAAAUACACUGUUACCUGUUAGGUUGGAUUGUUGAUGUUACUCCUGUAUUGUUGGGUGUUAAGAGCUACAACAAUGCCUCUUCUUGCCAUGUUGCCUUGGUAAUGUUGGAAGCAAGGGACCAUUGUUCCAACCCAUCCCUUUCACUUAUUGAGGCAGCAGGGCCUCAUGGGUCUCUUCCUCCUCGCCGUCUUUACCAAUAUCUACUCUCCUAGCCUGAAGGCCGCAGCUCUUAAAGAUCUGGCCUGAAGAGGAAUGUUGCUUUGCAUUUCUGUGGCCGCUCAACAGGCACACUUCUUCCCUGUGCCGUUGGGCAAGUGUUGUAAUAUGGAAGGCACCCAAUUCUUCUGGCCAGCCGUGCUUAGGGGACUGUGAGGGUCCUGGCUCAGCUCUGAAGGGUCCAACCCUCAAGUUCUGUGAGCUCUGAACCACCAGCCUCUGAUUCUAUGGGCUUUGAACCACCAGCAUGGCAGUCCUGGUCUCAGCUGGCUUCUCCUCCUUGGAGCUCAAGGCUGGAGCCCUACAAACCUUUUAUGGUGGAGACCACGCUGCCAGGUUUUUGAAGACCCUUGGGCAAGGUGUCCUCAGUGCGCCUGCUCCACAAGUCACCAUUUUUGCUACAGUCACUAUUGCCUUUUCUCUUUGGGACCAACCCCUACCGUUGCCCAGAACACCAAGCAAGCACUUAUUCUCAUUGUUCUUGCCCCUGAUCAUUAGGGUUGGGCGACAUCCGGUUUUCAACAUCGUGGUAUCUCAGCAGCUAUAUACCGCAAUACGGUGGUACCUCUGGUUACAAACUUAAUCCGUUCUGGAGGUCUGUUUGUAACCCGAAACUGCUCAUAACAUGAGGCCAGCUUUUGCUAAUGGCGCCUCCCGCUGUUACCGCGCUGCCGGCACGCGACUUCCGCUCACAUCCCGGGGCAAAGUUUGCAACAAGGGGCAUCCUGGUUAGCAGAGCUCAUAACCUGCAGCGUUUGCAAGGAGGACAGUAUGUAACACGAGGUUCCACUGUACGCUGGUACAUCACAAUGUCUGGAAUGUAUCGCAGCUGCGUCUUCCUAUCCCCACUACCUUACGGGAAGAAGAAACAGCUGAGAUACAUCACCCAGCCCUACUGAGCAAGCUGGAGGGACAUCAGGACUUCGUUAAACUGCUCAGGUGGGGGGCAGGAAGCGUUCUGUCUGAGCAAGUACCAGUACUUGCCAAUACUGAGCAAGUACUCAGGCUCACACAAGCGGGAGGGGCGGGGGGCUUCCUUAAAGACGCAGGCAGGCAGAGCCCAAGAAGGUGCUCCCCCAGAACCUUCUUCAGCUCCGCCUGCAACUUGAGUUGGCGCAACGUAUUGCCAGCUCAAAUUGUCUGAAACCGGUAACGCGAUCUGAACGCCAUACCAGUUUCAGACGAUUUAUCAAUAUACCAACUAGGAGAAGGUCGGCUGGAGCCUGCCCUUACCUGCCCCUCACUCCGCCCCCCAGCCUGCAUCCGAUUGGCUAGCCGGGGAGGGGGCGGAGCGACGGUCCAGCAAACAAGGUGGGGUGUCACCCAGGCUCGGGAAUUCUGGGCCGAGUCGCAAACCCCGCCCAUCGCUUAGAUGGAUGAGUGGAUGAGCUGGUAAUUGCCAGCUAAAAUUGUCUGAAACCGGUAUUGUGAUCUGAACGCCAUACCGGUUUCAAACAAAUAAUAAUAAUAAUAAUAAUAAUAAUAAUAAUAAUAAUAAUGUAUUAUUUAUACACCGCCCAUCUGGCUGGGUUUCCCCAGCCACUCUGGGCUGCUUCCAACUGAAUAUUAAAACCAAUACAGCAUCAGACAUUAAAAACUUCCCUAAACAGGGCUGCCUUCAGUUGUCUUUUAACUGGUAUGGCGUAUAUAUCGCCCAGCUCUACUGAUCACUUGCUUAGAGCAGAUGGGGUAGUGGCAGCGAAGAGGCAGAGGAGCAGCCAGGAUUUCAAGGGGUUGGCCAUAGCAGUCUCGUUCCCUUUUCCUUCUUGGGACAAUGCAAAUACCAGGCCUCAAGACGACAGAAGAUGUGUUUAUGGCACCAAGUACCUGACUAUAGAGGGUGGGCACUGAAGCAAUGCAUUUACUCUCGAGAUUCCAGCAGCUUUUGGUGAAAUGUCUCCGGUGCUGAACUCUUUGAAGUUUAUUUCUGUGCUCUUGAAUUCUUCCAGCGUGAACAUUGAAGCUUGCUUUGAGUAUACAGCUAGUUCCAGUGACUUCAACCCCAAACUAAGUAAGUUGCUAUGAUAUAACGAUACUUGCAUAUCGUUAAGUGUAGCUCCCACAACAAUUUUUCCCAUUUGCAAAUGUGUCCAUGGACCCCAAUAUUUUUUUAUUAUUUUUACUUUUUGCAAUCCCCUGUUCUGCAUUGUUUUAACUUCACGUGUUCAUGCAAAAAUGCCUGACGCUUGACACUUGUAUCCUUUCAAAGCCAGCUCAGUGGCGCAUCUUGCAAGGUGACCAGGUCUUAAAACUUGUUGCCUUCCUAGGUGUGUAGGUAUGUUGAUAUGUAUAGUAUAGGUAGGUAUUAUAUAGAGUAAUGUAGGUAUGUUUUAUGUUAUGAAAAUAAGGUAGUGUAUUAUGUAUGUGUACUGUGUAAAUAUAUACAGUAUUUUUCGCUCUAUAGGACGCACCAGACCAUAGGAGGGGGAGAACAGGGGUGGGGAUUCUCCCUCUCUCUGCUUAGCGCCCCUUCAGCGAAGCGGCAAGAGAAACGGAGCCCCUUCCAUUUCUCCUCCCGUUCACUGAAGGGGCGCUGCACAGAGAGGGAAAACUGUGCAGCGUCUCUCCAGCGAAGCGAAGCCUGGAGAGCAAGAGGGAUCGGUGUGCACCGACCCCUCUCGCUCUCCAGGCUUCAGGCGGCUAUCCGCAAGCCUUUGGAGUGCAGCGGGAACUCCUGCUGCACUCCGAAGGCUUGCGGAUAGCUGCCUGAAGUCCCCAGAGCACAGCAGGAGUUCCCUGUGCUCCGGGGGCUUCAGGCAGCCUCAGCAAAAGCAACGCGAAGCCUCUGGAGCGCAGGGGGAGCUCUCCCUCUGCGCUUCGGAGGCUUCGCAUUGCUAUCGCUGAAGCCAAGGAGCCUGCAUUCGCUCCAUAGGACGCACACACAUUUCCCCUUCAUUUUUGGAGGGGAAAAAGUGCAUCCUAUAGAGCGAAAAAUACAGUAUGUAUGUGUUUGAUAUGCUUAUUAAAAAAAUCUAAAAAAAUAAAAAUAAAAUAAAACUUGUUGCCUUCCAGGGCAAGGCAGGGAAAAAAUGGGCUAAUGUACAACAUCUGUAAGAUAGUAUACCAGCCUUUCCCAACCUGGUGCCCCUCCCCAUGUGUUAUGGACUACAAAUCCCAUAAGCCCCCAAGGCAGGGAUGGUGGGAUUUGUAGUCCAGCAAUAUCUAGAGUGAGCUAGGUUAGGAAGGCUGAACAGCGUUGAUUUCUAGCACCAUUUAAACAAAGAGCAGUGAAUUAAACAUGGUACAACUUGUCUUCCCUUAUACUAUUUCUGAGGGUUCUUUUUCUUUUCACUCCAACCCCCUCCCCCCCUCCCACUUCCCAGUUCUGAACUAUACAAUUGAAGUAGAAAAUGAGAGGAGGCGAUCGGGCUGGCCGUCCAGAGUGCAGUUUUCCGAUCGACUCUCUUCCAGAGGGCAGUCUCUUGAGCGACUCUCCGAUCAGCUGAGUGGGAGUGUGACUCUCCAAGGGCAGAAGAAAGAAGAGUGUGUGACAAAAAAACUCGUGUUGCAGGUAUGAGAAGCACAGAGGCUUCUGUGUUUAAUGCUGCCCCAUUCAGGUCUAGUUUCGCCAACGAUACGCUUUCAGGUGAACUUGAGGUGGCCUCCAGCUUGUGGGUCACAUAUGAGAUCCGCUGUGAUUAGAAAGCUGGCUUAGGAAAACCUGUGGCCAAGUUCCUACACAGCCAUAAAGCCCAUUGGGCGACCUUUGGCAAGUCCGUCUCCAUCAGCCUUAGCCUACUUUACGGAGUUGUUGUGAACAUACAGGUGAACAACAUGUAUGCCAGCUAUUGCGAGCUCCGUGAGUUUGCAUGUUCUAAUCUUUGCUCAGAAUAAUAAUUUCAUGUUUGUUUCUUUACUUCAGGCAAAAGGAGUUUGCAUAAUAUAAUAAUAAUAAUAAUAAUUUAUUAUUUAUACCCCAUCUGGCUGGGUUUCCCCAGCCACUCUGGGCGGCUUCCAACAAAACACUAAAAUGCAAUAACCUUUUAAACAUUAAAAGCUUCCCUAAACAGGGCUGCCUUCAGAUGUCUUCUAAAAGUUUGGUAGUUAUUUUUCUCUUUGACAUCUGGUGGGAGGGCGUUCCACAGGGCGGGUGCUACUACCAAAAAGGCCCUCUGCCUGGUUCGCUGUAACUUGGCUUCUCGCAGCGAGGGAACCACCAGAAGGCCCUCGGCGCUGGACCUCAGUGUCCGGGCAGAACGAUGGAGGUGGAGACACUCCUUCAGGUAUACUGGACCGAGGCCGUUUAGGGCUUUAAAGGUCAGCACCAACACUUUGAAUUGUGCUCGGAAACGUACUGGGAGCCAGUGUAGGUCUUUCAAGACCAGUGUUAUAUGAUAGAAAUAUCAAAACAUUAUGCAUGUAUGUAAGCACCCUGGGAACAAAUUCCUUGCUUGCGUCCUUUGGUGUUACAAGCAAGGAAUUUGCCCACCAUUUCAUUUGACUUAAAUGUUUUUUUUAAUAGUCCACUAAAGGCCUCCAUUCCGCUAUAAAAAGUUCGUCAUUUUGAAUGCAUAGUCCUUUACUUUCAAAAGCCACUCCUCCUUCAUUGGAACCUCUUCUUCUUUUCAUUUCUCCGCAUUUAAUAUCCUAGCUGCUGCUGUCACAUACAUAAAUAGUUUGGCAAUGCAAGUAGUUACUUUUAGGUUAAGUAUUUGUGGGAUGGCCCUAGCCUGUUGAACUAAUGUGCCAGUGUUGGAAACCGAGAUGUUGUCACAGUGAUGGAAUUGUGCAGGCUAGGACCUUUGUGCAAGCUCAAUGCACAGUAAGUUUGAAGCCAGGAUAUUUGCUGCCAAACCCAGCAGGGGGUUAUUCUGUGUGCUAAUAAUUCAAAUGUAUGUAUCUCUUAGGAAAAUAUCAAAGAUAAACUGCGUCCAAUUCCUAUAACAGUUGGCGUCGCAAUAAACGGCUCCGAGUCCAGCUCUCAGUCAAGGAGGAGACAAGGACGGUCGCUCCCAGAACUUCUUCCCAUUCUAAAUUCCAAUGAACCAAGUACAGUUAAUGCGGAAGUAAGUUUUUCCCUCCUUCCCUUUCUAAUCCUGAGAUCAGUUCCAGCCUGAUUAGUUCAUUUUGCACCAUGUCUCAGAAACACAUAGAAAGAAGGAAAGGUUUGUCUGAGUAACAAUUCAGAAAUCUGCAUUUGUAACUGCCUGCAUGCUUGUUGAUGUGUGCUGUCUGUUAAUCCAAAAUUCACAGGGAGCCAAGCUGGUUAUGAGCUGGUAGACAGAUAUACCGUAUUGGCCUGAAUAUAAGCCGCACCCAAAUAUAAGCUGCAUGUUUAAAAUUGGAGGGGGGGAGAGAAAAAAAGAAAAAAUACCCCAAAAUAAGCCACUCCAUUCCUCACUGCUCCUGGCUGCAUGGGUGGGGGGAGAGCUGCGUUGAGGGCGGCCUUUCCCCUUCUUUGCUCUCUCGCUUCCCAGCCUUGCGGGGAGAGGACAGGGAACUGCACACGGGGCGGGCGCCACUUUGCUGCGCUCCUGGCGCUGUUUGCCCCGCGCUCCUGGCUGCAUACUAUAAGGUCGCAAAUAUAAGCCGCACUUUUCACAGUCAGAAUUUGAAAUAAAAGUGAGGCUUAUAUUCAGGCCAAUACGGUAUAUACGCACAAGAGUAAUAAUAGGUACGUUGUCAGGCUUUUCAAACUCCUUGAAAGCCAAUUCUGCACCUCGUAAAUAUUCGGGUGUAGAAAUUUGGCACGGCACUAUUUGGGUUGAUUGAACUUAGGUGUCGUGCGGAAAAAGACCGAAAAAGUGGCUCGUGGCACAGGAUUUCUAUACCUCCUCUGUUUCCUAUGUGGCUGUAAUUCUUUAAAUUCGAUGCUGUGUCAAAUCUAAACUUGCGUUCGUUGUAGGUGCAGUUCCUGAAAGAAGGCUGUGGAGAAGACAAUAUUUGCCACAGCAAUUUGAAGCUUCAUUACAGAUUUUGCACCAAAGAAGGGAAUGAAGACAGAUUUUCCUAUUUACCAAUGUAAGUCUUUAAGGAUACCAGUUUUGAAAAUAAAGUCGCUUGUGUUCCUUGGAGGCUUUUCUUCCCGCCAGUCCCUAAAACCUGACUCGUUCUGUGUCCUUAGUAAGAACAACAUUCCAGUGCUUGUCCUCAAAGACCAAAAAGACAUUGCCCUUGAAAUCACAGUGACAAACAAUCCGUCGGACCCAAGAGAUCCUGAGGCAGAUGGCGAAGAUGCCCAUGAAGCUAGACUCAUAGCUACCUUUCCAGAUAGCUUGACUUACUCUGCUUUUAGGGAGCUGAAAGCCUUUCCGGUAAGUUCUGUUUCCAUGUAAAAAAAGCAUUUCAGGAAAACGCAUUGUAAACUUUAUCAUGGGAAAUCAUGUUGGUGAAAGACUGGACUCCACAAUGUCAUGUCGUGUCGCCGUGUUAUAACACACGUAAAACGCUUUUUCUUUGCUAAUGUAGCUGAGUCCCAGGUGAUGCGGACGUUCAAAGAACCUUUUCGUUAUUUCAUUUAACUCUUUGCAUUGAAAUAUCGAUCUCUUUUAACUCAGGAGAAACAACUCACCUGCGGGGCUAAUCCAAACGGCUCUCAAGUAGACUGUGAACUUGGAAAUCCUUUCAAGAGAAAUUCUUCCGUAAGUGGUUUAUUCUUAUAGAGCCAAUGCCUCGCGUACAGUGGUACCUUGGCUUUUUAACGUAAUACGUUCUGGAAGACCAUUCGACUACCGAAGCGUUCAAAAACCGGGGCACAAAGGGCUGUUGGCAAAUUCAGUUGAGAAAAUUGAAAAAUACGCAGCAGAAGCUGUUGGACUUCCAAGGCGUGUUCGAAAAUGGAAGCAUUUACUUCCGGGUUUUUGGUGUUCUGGUUCCAAAAUGUUCGUCAACGGAGACGUUGGAGAACCAAGGUUCCACUGUAUUUUAAAACCAGUGUUUACUCAACACCUGAUAACUGAAAUGUGCUCCUUUUCUUCCAAGCUAAAAUCACUCCCCCCAAAAAGCUACUGUAUUUUUCUGUGUAUAAAACGUCCCCAUGUAUAAGAUGACCCCUAUUUUUUUUAACCCAAACGUAAGAAAUUAAGUUGUUUAGCUUUUUGGGGUGGGGUGGGGGAGGUCACUUCUGCCAAUUGCUCACCCGCCUGCCUGCCACUGCCGGUUGCUUGCCACAGCCACUGCCGAUCGCACACCUUGCCGCAGCUGCCAAUCGCCUGCCCACUUGCCACAGCCAAUCGCCAGCAAGCCUUGCCGCAGCCACCAGUCACCCGCCCAAUCGCCGCUGCCAAUCUCCUGACUGCUGCUGCCAUUAAUCACACGUCCCCCCUCUGCAUUCACUAUAUAAGACGACACCCAAUUUUUGCCUAUCUUUUGUUAAAGCAAAAAGCAUCGUCUUAUACACGGAAAAAUACGGUAUUCAUUAACCAUCUAGUCAGGACAGAAACUUAUAAUAGCAAUCAAAAGUAACGUGAAGGAGCAUCUUACAGUUGAUAUGUCAAAGAAAAGAUCGGAAACAAUGAAGCACAAAAUUAGGGCAUUAUAUUUAUACCAUAUGGGACGUGGGUGGUGCUGUGGCUUAAACCACAGAGCCUAGGACUUGCCGAUCAGAAGGUUGGCGGUUCAAAUCCCCGCUACGGGGUGAGCUCCUGUUGCUCGGUCCCUGCUCCUGCCAACCUAGCAGUUCAAAAGCACAUCGAAGUGCAAGUAGAUAAAUAGGUACGGCUCCGGUGGGAAGGUAAACGGUGUUUCCAUGCGCUGCUCUGGUUCGCCAGAAGCGGCUUAGUCAUGCUGGCCACAUGACCCGGAAGCUGCACACCGGCUCCCUCGGCCAAUAAAGCAAGAUGAGCGCCGCAACCCCAGAGUCAGUCACGACUGGACCUAACGGUCAGGGGUCCCUUUACCUUUAUUUAUACCAUAGUAAACAGAGCAACCCAAACCCCGGCCAGGCAUCGGGGGGCAUGAUGGAUUGGCAUAGCCAUCACUGCACCUGCAGCCCUGUUAACUCAUGCCAGCCAAAGUGGGAGGCAGGAGAGACCAAAGCUGCCUCUGGGGCACAUAGGUCUGGAGCUGGCAUGGUAAUCAAGUGAUGGAAGUGGGACUGGCUCCUGGGUCUGUCUCCAUCCCUGGAAUGCCUUGUAGGAAAAACAGGGAUUCUCCACCCUUGGAGUGAUGGCAGAGCUCUUCCCUCUACUCCAGUUUGGUGGCCCCUGAACACCAUUUUUUAAAAAAAAUAUAAACAUCUUUAUUGAAAGUUCAUAAAGUACAUAAUUAUAUGUGUACUAAACAUGGUGAGACAUAAAUAAAAGAGAGAGAAAAGAAACAGAACCCACGUAGAAAGGAAAAUAAAGGGGGGGACCCAAACUAUACUAUAAAGGUAAAGGAACCCCUGACCAUUAGGUCCAGUCGUGGCCGACUCUGGGGUUGCGGCACUCAUCUCGCUUUAUUGGCCGAGGGAGCCGGCAUACAGCCUCCGGGUCAUAUGGCCAGCAUGACUAAGCCGCUUCUGGCGAACCAGAGCAGCGCACGGAAACGCCGUUUACCUUCCCGCCAGAGCGGUACCUAUUUAUCUACUUGCACUUUGAUGUGCUUUCGAACUGCUAGGUGGGUAGGCGCAGGGACCGAGCAACGGGAGCUCACCCCAUCGUGGGGUUUCGAACCGCCGACCUUCUGAUCGGCAAGUCCUAGGCUCUGUGGUUUAACCCACAGCGCCACCCGCGUCCCAAACUAUACUUUACAAGGUUGUUCUUGUACUUCACCAGAUCUUAACCUAUUACAGUAUUUGUAAGAAUGGAUUCCAGAUAUCAUUGAAUUUGUCCAGGGCAAGUCUGCGUUCAUAUGCAAGUUGUUCAUAUGUUGUGAGUUUGUGUAAGUCUUCAAUCCAAUCGUAGAAGGGAGCCGCAUUUUUAUUUUUCCAAUUAUCAAUAUCAGUCUUUUUGCUGUGGUAAGGGCACGGAGAGUCCAUUCAUAUUGCCCUUUCGUAAGGUUCCAUGUGCUGGGUAUAUCAUUCAAGAGGGUAUUUUGCUCUGUAAAUGCAAGGCUGUUCCAUACAGUUCUGUUGAUAGUUUCAGUUACCUUCUGCCAAAAAUAUUUCAGUAUAGGACAAUGAAAAAACAUAUGUGGCCUAAACACCUUGCUGAACAUUUCAGUCAAUUCAAGUAUCUAGCCAAUGACUGCCAGCCCCUUGAAACAUCUAUCAGAAUUACCUAUCUAGUACAUAAAGCAAAAAUUGAUAUGUCUCUAAUAUAUAUUAAUCACUUUGCAUUUAUCCCAUUUCUCAGGUUACAUUCUACGUGAUUUUAAGUACAACUAAAGUCAAUGUCGAUACCAAGGACUUGGACAUUAAUCUGAAAUUGGAGACGUAAGAUUUUUUAUUUUUUUUUAAGUAUUAGUUGUUUUUUCAAAUGCUUGUAAAUAUUCUGAAAUGGUUGUGACUUGGUUGUGAAUGUGGCGUAAUUAUGACAUGGAAAUGGUUAGUGGUUUUAAAAACAAAGCAGAAAAAACAAGUGUCCUUUUGUUUCCUUUUUGUUACAGAACAAGCAAUCAAGUUAAUUUGGAUCCAAUUACCGCUAGUGCUAAAGUAGUUAUUGAACUGCUUUUGUCACUCACAGGGUAAGUGUCUUAUAUUUAGCAUAACAAAUCAAUGCUAGAGACAAUCCUUUUGUGAUGGCCAUUAAAAUGUGAUGUUUCUUUUAACAACAGGGCGGCUAAGCCUGCCCAGGUCUACUUUGGAGGCAACGUCAUCGGUGAAAGCGCUAUGAAAUCUGAGGAGGACAUUGGCAGCUUAAUAGAAUAUGAAUUCAGAGUAAGUUUAUAUAUAUAUGAAGGAAUAGUUCUAGCACCUUCAUUAUACAUCUUUAGGCGCAAAGCGAAAACGUUCCUUUUCAACCAGGCCUUUGACUUGUUGACAUCUGAUGUCUUUUUAAAUGUGCAGAUGUGUGUGUGUGUGUUAUUGGUUUGUUGUUGUUCUUCCUUUUACAACGUAUUUUGUUUUGUAAUGUUAUCAGGGCCAGAUUUAGGUUUGAUGAGGCCCUAAGCUACUGAAGGUCAUGGGGCGCUUUAUAUGUCCAGCUGUCCUUUGUCAACAACAAAUUGUUGCUGUUUUUGUGUGUUGAAUAUAUGGUAAUUUAUGGACCUAAUAGGUAUCCAAAGCUAUUUGGACAUGUUGCCGUGCAACCAGUCCAUGCAGAAUGUAGGCACCCUAUAUAUAGAAAUGAGCAAACCAGUGAUAUUUUAGGGAGCAGGCUAGCAGGCGGGGCCUAUUACUUACAUCAUAGGAACCCACACAACACAAAACACUGUUGCUGUAUGUAGGUUUUAUUUUAUUUGUUUUUUAUCUUAUGUUUUGGAAAUGUACAUCCAUAUUUUUUCCCUUUAACUUUUUGGGAGCCUGCCAAGAGAGUGGGGCCCUAAGCUAUAGCUUGUUUUGCUUAUACGGAAAUCCGGCCCUGAAUCUUAUGUUGGGAACUGCCCUGAGAUUUGCAGAUGAAGGGCGGUAUGCAAAAAAACCACAACCAAUAUCGAUAAUGUCUUGUUGCAUGAGAAAAUGCAUGUUUGUUUUGUUUUUAAUAUUCUUGACAGAUAAUUAACUUGGGCAAGCCGCUGAAAACAUUUGGCACAGCUUCCUUGGACAUCCUGUGGCCAAAAGAAAUCAAGGGAGGCAAAUGGCUGCUGUAUUUGGUAUCUAUCAACUCCAAAGAGUUAGGAGAAGUCCAGUGCGAACCAAGGAAUGAAAUAAACCCUUUGGGAAUUAAGGUAAAUAAGCGUUGCCUGUCCGAACAUUGCAGGGAUUUAUUGCAGCUCUUUGGCAACUGGAAGAAGGCUGUAUGUUGUUGUCUUUGCAAGAGUGCCUGAGAAAAAGUGCAUAUAGGAAACUGGGUGGUGAUGCUGCUGCUGUAUAUACUUUUGACAAACCUGCAGAAUUCAGUUCUCCUUCAUAAAUCCUGCUCCAGCUACUCAGUUGUGUUAAACUUUUAAAUCUUCUGUAGCAGGGGUGGCCAACUCCCAAGAGACUGCGAUCUACUUACAGAGUUAAAAAUGAGCAGUGAUCUACCCCAUUUUGGGGGGUUCAGGUCAUAGUUGCUGAGCUUUUUUUAGGGGAGCUAAAGUUGUUUAGUUUCUUUGUGGGGAGUCUGUGAUCUACCACAGACGUCCCGUGAUCUACCGGUAGAUCACGAAUCUACCUGUUGGACGUGUCUGUUCUAUAGCACACUUCUUUAAAAAAAGACCCGACUGCAUUUAUAUCCCUGUUCAUUUUUAUAGAUGUCUCGAAGUUCAAGGACAAAACGUCAAGUCGCAGAGAAACAGACAGAGGGUGGCAAAAGCUUUUCUUUGUUUUCAGAAAGAAAAUAUAAGACUUUGGUAAGCAUUUGCCUUAACCUGUUACCAGCUGCUUUGUAUGCCUCUCUCUCCCUUUAUUUUCCAAAUUAGUCCCUUUAUUUUCCAAAUUAGUCAUCAAGUAUUUAUGCAGGGAGAUAUUAGGCAUAAAGAUUUUGAAUUCCUGUUGAAUAAUUUUAUUGAGUUACAUGUAACACGUAUUUUAAAAAUAACUGUUGUUUUGAAAUUUAAAGGAUUACAGUCGCUUGUCACCUUAAAGAUGACCACUUUUAUCUGGACAUAAAUGUUUGCAGAUUAGAGGCCAAUUUAUUAGUGGGCACUAGUCUGUGACAGUUUACGUCCUAAUAAAAUGAUCCACAAAGUAACUGGCUGUGUUUAACUAUAUAAAUUCUUUAUACAUCAUAUAAACAUAACUCUUUUCACAUUAUCUAACCGAGUAGAAGCAAUAAGGACCAACAUUUAGAACAGGAAAUACAAAUAGAUCAGUUCUUAUAUACGUAAUGUCCAAAUAGAAGCUUUUGUGUUCCACGUAUGUACGAAUGAAUCAGAUGUGAACCAUACUUUCCAAAGGCAGAUGUGGAACAUUACAAAGAAAAGUUCGUCUUUUGCAAGUACUGCUCCUUAAAGUUGUUACGUUUGACACUUGUAUUCGCUAAGACAUGCGUGGAACACAAAAGCUUCUAUUUGGACAUUACGUAUAUAAGAACUGAUCUAUUUGUAUUUCCUGUUCUAAAAGCUUUCAUUGUUCCUUUUGGCUGCAAAACAGCACAUUUGGCAGAAACAUUGGGUAUUCACCUUAAAAGUAUGCACUUAAAAAAAAGUUUUGCGUAUUUAAUGCAGGAAUGUAACAAGGAGGCAAACUGUGUCACCAUAAGAUGCCCACUACAAGGACUGGACAGCAAAGCAUCUGUUGUGUUGCGUUCAAGACUAUGGAAUAGCACUUUUCUAGAGGUAUGCUCUGUUAACUUGUCUUAGAUAGAUUCCGUGUUCAGGGAAGUUUUUAAUGUGUGACAUUUUAAUGUAUUUCUAAUCUUCAUUGGAAGCCGCCCAGAGUGGCUGGGGAAACCCAUCCAGAUGGACGGGGUACAAAUAAUAUAUUGUUAUUGUUAUUAUUAUUAUUUGGACCACCUCUUUUUAUUUUACCUAAUGCAAAUCUUUCUUUCUUUCUUUCUUUCUUUCUUUCUUUCUUUCUUUCUUUCUUUCCUACCCCGCUUUACCAGGAGUACUCUAAAAUGAGCUACCUAGACAUUGUCCUCAGAGCAACCAUCAGCAUAGCUGCGGCAGAUAACAUUAAGCUGGCAAACGAAGCUACUGAUGUGAGUCUGUGACAUUUCUUUUGACGAUGGAGGCCAUACGUUUUCGUAGGCAGGGAGGGAACUGUUCCUUCGGGCACGAGGCACGCAGCAUGUUCAACAGGGAAUAUACAUCAGUAAGGAAUCCUCUUUCAGCCUGAGGGCGGAAUUCCCUUCUGGCUGAUUUCCCAGGGGCCACAUAUCCAUGGUGGGUGGGGCCAGGGCAAAAGUGGAUGGAACCACAACUGUAAAUCUCAACUUUUUACAGUGGGCUGAUUUCUGCACACACGCCUUGGACCAUCUGACCAUCUGGGUCCCUUCUAACUCUACAGUUCAGUGAGUCUGUCCAACUCGGCCCAGGCAAGCAGGAAGCACUGUUGGUAGUGCGAGGAUACAAUCCAGCCUGGCAAAAACACCUGAGGAGGCUGCAUAGCAGGGGGAGUGAGAAGGGUGUAGCCUGGAGAGAGGGGGUGUGGAUGGGGAAAGCCAGAUAGAGCUGCUUUCCCCCCCAAAUAAUAUUUAUUAUUUUCAGUAAAUAAACAUAGUAAAGAAAGAAAGGAUUAACAAUAAUAAAGACAAGCAAAAAAGAAAAGAAAAAGAAAAAAGAUACAUACAACAUAUUACCAAUUAAUUAAUUAAAAUUAAGUACCAUCCAUCUUCAUAAACAUAGUAUUUGACUUCCUCGAAUCUCUUCCAUCCGAAUUUCUGAGUAAUUAUAUGUAGCAGUUUCCAAUAUCAAUGUUUCAAAAGACCAUAUCACAGUCUUAAUCAUAUUACAUAGCUUUCCUUAUUGUACAUUUUCUUAUUUAUAAAUUUAAUUCCAUUUUAACCCUGGCCUAAUUGUUUCUUUCAAGUGAUUACAUAUCUUUAAUAUUACAAUAUUUAUUCAAGUAGUCUUUAAAUUUCUUGAUAGAUCUGCUUUUCAGGGCUGCAUUUGCCCCCACCCCACCGAACCUAAGGUUUUCCACUUUGUUAUUGACCACGGCUUCCCAAACUCGGGUCUCCAGCCGUUGUGCGGACUACAAUUCCCAUCACCCCUAGCUAGCAGGAUGCAGUGGUCAGGGAUGUUGGGAACUGUAGUCCAAAAACAGCUGGAGACCCAAGUUUGGGAAACCCUAUUGCAGACGAUACUGAGCUAGGCAGCCCAAUGGACCUGCUUGGGUAUAAGAUAGCCUUCCUACGUUCCUACUUUUAGUUGCUAGUAAUAAAACAUCUGAAAAACGGUUUAAUACUGUCCACUAUGAUUCCAUUGCUCAAAAGGAUGCAGAUUUUUGAAGUUCAACACAUUGUGCCCUGCUAUCUUCUCCACUGACAUUUAUGUAUUUUCCCGAUCUGUAGGUGCGAGUGACUGUCUUCCCUGCAAAGACGGUAGCUCUGUAUAAAGGGGUUCCUUGGUGGAUCAUCUUAGUAGCUAUUCUCGCAGGCUUGUUAAUGCUUGCUCUGUUGGUAUUCUUGCUAUGGAAGGUGAGUUGUUUUACUAAUAUGCUAUUUUAAUAUGUGCUCCACACAUCAUGGGGGUUGUUGUUGUUUUUACAGAUGGAAAGAUACCACCAUCCACUUAGUAUAGGGAAAUGUCUUUCCUUUGGUUGAGAUGUUAAGUGAAACAACUUGCCUAAACAAGCAAGUAGUAGGGGGUAAAAAACCAGUUUUGAUCUUAUAAUUAUUUGUGCUGAAAAAUACCUGGUGAUAAUUUUAAACUCAUGUGCAUUUUGUUUUUUGUAGGCUAGCAUUUAUCUUCAUAAGAUGUCAAAAUAGUAUUUAGAACAUGAAAAUUAAUUUUGAGACUGUUAUUAAAUGGGGAAUCAAUUCCUAAUUUUAAAAUCAAUAUGCAUAGACAUGACUCAAUCUCAUUAGGAUUGAAUGUUGGCACUGAGGCUAUUUUUUUUAAUAAAGGACAGAAUUCUGAAAUCAACCAAGAUCAUAAAGGACACCACAUGUAACGCUAAGCCAAACCAUAGCUUAGCACGACCAAUCAAAUGUCCAGAUUCCUGGAAAGAAUAUCAUGACUGCUGUGUUCCUCUAAUACUGCUUCUGCUGCACUGCUGUGAGAUAAGCUAUGGUUUGGCUUAGUGUUACAUCUAAAUCAGACCUGCGGUUUAUCGCCCCCAAACCACAAGUAGCAAGCCAUAGAAUAAACCUUGACUACUGUUCAUGGUUUAUCUGCAGCAUGAUAAAUCUUGAGUCUAGAUUUGGAUGCAACCAAGCCACACCAUGGCUUAUUUCACCGCAGCAUAGUAGAAACAGAACUGGAGGAAGAACAAAGCAGCCACAAUCUUCUUCCCAAGAAACCCACAAAUUUUCCUCAUUCGUGCCAAGCUAUGGUUUGGUUUAGCUUUUUUCUGUAUGAACUGGGCCAGUCUCUUUCAUGAUCUCGGUUCGCUUCAGAAUCCUGUCCUUUGUAGAUAUGUAAAAAUAGCCUAGCAUUAUGUGUGAACCAGGUCACCAUCUUGAGAUGUUUUUCACAUAUCUACAUCUAAACACGCUCUGUGUGUGUAUGUAUACAUGAAUGUGCUGCCCCUUGCAUCAAAGGAUAAUUGAUAAGGAUUUCAGCUCACUACCUAAUGGACCCAAUCAUUCUCUGUGUGAAGCGUGUUGCCCAGGUGUAUGGGGAUUCCCAUAGGACUCAAUAUGCCACCCUUUCCACUACCUCAGUGUGCAGGAUGAUGCCGUGUGCCAAAAACCUUACAGGAAAUGGGAGGUUCAUGAACACCUCCCACAGUUCUUCCUCUCAGUGCUGUUCAGAUUAGUUGAGGUCAAGGUGUUGAGUUGCCCACACAAAAAAUGGGACACAGAAAUUCCAUCAGAAACCUUUUUAUACAUAGGCCAAAAAAAGGGGUCUUCACAGUCACUCCCUCUUUAAAACACCCGUUUGAUUUCUCAGAAAAGUGAAUCAGGUUUUGUUUUCUGCUAGAGAAAACAAACAUUAUGUGAUUUCAACAGUGCCAGCCUCAUACACGGAGCAUUUGUAUCCGGUUCCCCGUAUUUUUUAAAAUUAAUGUUUGCCAGCCUGCUGAUAAUGUAUAAUGUAUAUAACUGAAGGGUGAAAACAGCAAGUGACAAAGCCAGCCAUGGAAAAGUCCUACUGCAAGCAAGUCAGCUUCAAAGGUUAUUGUAGAACUGUGACAUAAUUGGAUGGAUAUUCUACCAUGCACAUACAUCUGGUUCACCUUUUUUUUCUUUUUUUCUUUUCACAUUAGUCCGUAACAUUGACUAAAUGCCUUGCUUCCUUAUAGUGUGGUUUCUUCAAGAGAGAUAAGAAAGAUCAUUAUGAUGCCAAAUAUCACAAGGCUGAAAUCCAUGCUCAGCCAUCUGAUAAAGAGAGGCUUACUUCUGAUGCAUAGUAUUGAUCAACUUCUGUAAUUGGUAAUUGAUCAGUUUUUUUUGAAUUUGUUAGCUGCUGCGGGACAUGCUUUUUGGUUGUGGUGGCUAAUGACUGGAAGCUUGCUGCAUCUGUUUCCAUUAAUUGCUGCGUUUUCAAAAUAUCAAUUUGCGCUUGCUUAUGUCGUUUAUAACCGUCUCUCCCUCUCUCAAUGCACGAAGACGCAAAUCCUUUCGUCAAUUAUUUUUAACAGCUGUUUACUUGUGCGUUCUUCCUUGAAAUUCUGAAGGCUUUCUGCCUAAGGAUGGCAAUCCAGCUUCUCAACAUGUAGGCUCAUGAUCCAGGUGACAGAUUGUGCCCAUGGAGCUAUGUUAUUCUGCUGUGGAAAAAAAGGAAAUGUUCUAAGGAGUCCCCGGGCUCCGUUCUUCAUUGAGAAGAUGGGUUCUAUCAGGAGCAAACUAGACAUGACAUUAAAUGCAUCUGCACGCUUCAAUAUGCAGAUUGUAAAAAAAUGGAAAUAGAAUCAUCUGGAAAGAAGAGGGGAUGAUAGAUAGAUAAUUUAUUACGGUCAAAGACCAGGCCGCAUAACACAGUAAAAACAGCGUUCAUAAAGAUAAAAUAUUCAAUCAAAGCAGAUUGCAGCAAUAGCUCAUGAGUUAAAACUGAGAUAUAUACAUACACCCGUACAACUGAGAUUUGGGCUACCAUAAAAAUUGACCCUGAGGCACCCCAAAGGGCGACUUCAGCAUUUCCCUAGUAAGCUAUUUUAUUCUAGAGGAUGAUCUGUGCCUACAAAUCUGGGCGCAGAAUCUGGCUACCAGCCAGGUCGUCUUGUGAUCUUUGCCUAGAUCGGUGAGCCUCUUCAGCAAAGGAUCAAUGGUGUCUCUACGAAUCUCAACAUAAAAAGGACACCUAAAAAAUAUAUGUUCGGGGCUUCCUAUUUCCCCUAAUGGAGAGGGGAUGAUAAUUGUCAGGAUCCCUCCGUUCUCCGAAGUUGCUGUUCACCUUGGGAGGAAAUCCCUCGCUGUGAUUCCUGCACCCACCCUGGCCAAAGCAAAUGUGAGCUCCAGAAGAGGGAUUUUCCACAGCAAAGGAGGAAUUAGUUAAAUUACCCCUCCCCACAUGCUGCAAUCCCAAUAAUGAUCAGUCCUAGCCCUAUGGCUGAUGCUAUAUAAUUUUUAAUACCUUCACAUUAAACUAAAUGCAAAAGCUGAAUGUCCUAUAUAGUUUGGCCCAGUGGCAAGCUUUCCCGAAGGCCACCUUGCCCAACUGCAACGGAUCUUUCCCUGCAAUAUGCAAUAGAGGGUUGGAUGUGCCCUAGAUUGAACUCUGGAUUCACAUGGACCUAUGAGGAUUUGACAUCCUGCCCCAUGUUAAUGCGUGUGGAUCCUAGGACAUGUCUGAGAAUCCUCUGCAAGGUGCUGGGAUUCUGUAGCUGCCUUAGAGGUAAACUGCUGUGGGAAGGGAAAUUGUGGAGCCAAGCUGCCAUUCAUUGGCAAGCAACAAGGAGCUAGGUAACUCCAGCUCGCUCACCUAGAUCUAGGAGCAUUUUCAGAUGUGAGGCUUGGACAACAGCCUUGGAACCUCCUGUUCUGUUUUGUUCGAAUGUGAGUUGAUAGCAUGAAAGAGAAAGCAGGAGAGACCUGAAUAGAAAUGAGCACCCGUCCCAACUUUAGGUUUCCCACUGAAAUGUGAAGCAAGAAGCUCUAAGCUUGUGUGGGGGGAAAAAUGGUUUUCUUGCACCGACUGUGGUGCAAGUUUUCAUGUAGGUAGUUAAUGAAACUAUUAGAGGUGGUUCAUUUAAACCUGCCUGUGGGUUCUUUCAACAUUAAAAACAAUCGUCACUAUGGCAUUAGCAUUUUAAGGUUUUACUUUCCCAAUCCAUCACAUAGUUAAAGCUGCAAUCCUGUACCCAUUUACCUAGGAGAAUGCUCUGCUGAACUGAGUAGACAUGUAUACGAUUGCGGUGUGUGUGCGUGCGUGCGCGCACGCAUGUGCAUCUGGACUGUGGGCUGUGAUUGCAGUCCACAACAAUUAAAUCAAUGUGAGAUUUGACAUAGGCUUCAAUAUAGCACGAGCCAUACCAUAUAUAGAUUGUAGGAUUCUACAUAUGUUUUGCUCCUGCGCUCAGAAGUUCAAUAGCUCUAUUAACCACUAACGCAUGCCGAAAGCCUUUAUUGCUGGUACUGCUUUUUCUCGUAAAGGGCUGUUCUCAAUUUGUCAAUUUCUGUGGGAAGUUUAUGGUAAAUUUUGAACUUCUGUUUUCUAUCCUUAAAUAUGCAUUUCUCCUCUGAAGCUUGCCUUCUGCAUGAUGCCGUGUGCUGCUGCGAAACCUGAAGUCAUAUUUAAGUGAAUAUUAUAUUCUGCUUGCUGGAUUGCCGGGACAACCACUUUGAUCUUUAAUGAGCAAAAGCAUUACCUCUAAAAGAAGCUGAAAUGAGUCAUUUGUCAGACAAAACAAGCAUUUAUCUUAGGUUCUGAGUCUGUUGAACAAUCUCAAGACUCAGGCACUGAGGUGAGGGGUGGAUCCAGAGGCCUAUGAGCUCCAAAUAAUAAUAAUAAUAAUAAUAAUAAUAAUAAUAAUAAUAAUAAUAAAUUAUUUAUAUCCCGCCCUCCCCAGCCGAACCCGGGCUCAGAGCGGCUAACAACAAUAAAAUAAUACAGUAAUCUGGUGCCCAGUUACCAUGAGUGAAAAAUCGGAGGCAAGAUAAUGCCUGCGGAUGUUUGUGCUAAUUCCCUGUAUCCAUUGGUGGUCUUCAGAUCUCGUGAGAUUUGCAGAAACCAAUCAGAAGCACCAUUAAGCAGAACAUUCAACAUGCUGAACAGUGAGAUCCCCAGCCAAGCUCAGCUUGAGAGACUAGAGAAAAAGGCCCUUCCUGCGUGGCAUGCACUCUCAAGACCUACAGGUCCCAAAGUUCUUGCAGGCAUUCCUCAUACGUAGGCGGGAGGAACCAGCAGGGCCUGUCCUUAGAAAAACGGGACAUCUCAAGGACAUUGAGAUCCCAGGGAAACUGGUGAUGAGAUUUACAGGCCCAUGGAAGUAAACGAGUUAGGCUUCUGGCCUCCAGAGUGCAUACCCUGUUUCCCUGAAAAUAAGACCGUGUCUUAUAUUAAUUUUUGCUCCCAAAGAUGUGCUAGGUCUUAUUUUCAGGGGAUGUCUUAUUUUUCCAUGAAGAAGAAUACGGUACACGUUGAACCAAAAAAAAAAGGAAAUUUAUUACCUGUACAGUGGUACCUCGGGUUAAGAACUUAAUUCAUUCCAGAGGUCCGUUCUUAACCUGAAACUGUUCUUAACCUGAAGCACCACUUUAGCUAAUAGGGCCUCCCGCUGCCGCCGCACUGCCGGAGCACGAUUUCUGUUCUCAUCCUGAAGCGAAGUUCUUAACCUGAGGUACUAUUUCUGGGUUAGCGGAGUCUGUAACCUGAAGCGUAUGUAACCCGAGGUAUCACUGUAUACGGUACAACGCCUUAUGGUAGCUUCGGGGGCCUUAUAUUUCGGGGUGGCCUCAUAUUACAGCGAGAAGCAAAACUGGAAGUAGGUCUUAUUUUCGGGCGAUGUCUUACUUUCAAGGAAACAGUAGAAUAAGCAAGGCUACCCCCCCUCCCUGCAGUGAUGGAAAACAGUGCCUACAGGGCAUUUCUCUCUUGUGUAUUAUUAAUUAUUUGUCUCUUGUGUAUUAUCAACGCAUGCCCUACUGCCGUGUCUGGCGGCUGCAAGUAGAAAUCGGGCAGUUGGGGGCGAGAGUCAGCAUUCAUACCAAGCUAGGAGGGAAGACACUGGGAAGUAGCAAGACUGAACAGCCUCACUCUUCCACCGAGUAGGAUGUGGCUUUGAGGCAGUCAAGUGGUGAGAGGGGUGCUUUCCACUUCUGGUUGCCCCCAGCCUUCUGUGAAGUGAGAAGGCCGAUCACUCCCUCCCUCCCAAAGUUCUUUAGAAAAGUGGGGAGCCUUGCACAAGAGACGUUUUCACUGCUGGAUGCCUUUCGACCUGGUCUUCAUCCCCUUACUUCAUCCCUUGUGAACCCUCAGUUUGUGCUAGAGCAGGCAUAGGCAAACUCGGCCCUCCAGAUGUUUUGGGACUACAACUCCCAUCAUCCCUAGCUAACAGGACCAGUGGUCAAGGAUGAUGGGAGGUGUAGUCCCAAAACAUCUGGAGUGCCGAGUUUGCCUGUGCUAGAGAGUUGGGUUUUUGUUUUUUUGGAGGGGGGGAAGAGUUAGUUUUCUGCCUUUCUAUCCAAACUGGCACAAAGUGAGGUGCCAAUUCCCCAUUCUGCCCGCCUCACCCCCAAGUUCUGAUAUGCAGAACUUGAAAUCAAUAUUUGGCUCUGUUUGUCGCUUAAGAAAUUCCUCACCACCACCAGAGACCAUAUUUGUGAGACCUUGGCUCUACAGGGAACUGUUUUCAUAGUUUACUAAUAUAGGAUUAUUAAUCCAGAAACCACAAACUUACCUUUUAUCUUGACAACAUACAGAGUAUAACUAUGUUGGCUCAACUUUUUUCUUUUCUUAAAAAAAGUCUUAUUUUUAUAAGGUAGAUUUGAGAUUAAUGGAAGUGAUUUCUAUCUCCCUGCUUGGAUUGCGCUCUUUGCCGACUCCUGCUGCUGCUGCUGUAUUUGGGGGGCUGCAUUUUGCCUGUUCUCUUUAAAGGAAGGCUUGUCUGUGUUCUGCUGGCGCAAGGACGUAACCGCACAUUUAACUCCUAUCUUGGAUUUCCUUCCCCUACAGUGUGGGUUCUUCCAGCGUUCCAGGUACGAUGACAGCGUCCCACGCUACCACGCUGUAAGAAUUCGGAAAGAGGAGAGGCAGAUCAAAGAAGGAAAAACUAAAGAGAAUUAUGCAAAAAAACAGUGGAUCACGAAAUGGGAUGAAAACGAAAGUUAUUCCUAGGGAUCACCCCUGAACUGAAGGCUCAUUUAAAAAAAAAAAAGUGUAUUUGAUUCACAUGAUGGAAGGAUGGAAGUCCUAUGUAGAGAAACAGCUGCCUUAAAAAAAAUAUUGUUACUUCUAUACGAAAGCAUUUUUUUGUUUUACAGACCUAACUUUGAAGACUGCUUAAACCAAUCUACAUGCCUUAUCUAAAAUGUCCAAUGUUCAAAAGCCAUUUCAGUUUUAAUCGAAAUUAUCAGGCAGGAAAGGAAGAGGGGAGAGAGUCUGUAGAGGGAAAAUAAUCUCAGGCUGCUCUGCCUCUGUCUGGAACGGUUGAGCCAAUUGUGUGGGAGAGGCGAUUGUCCAAGAGCUAAAUAGAAAUGAAGUAACCUGAGAUAUGUGGCUUAUUAGAACUCUCCUGCGAGAAUUUGAAGUGUGCAUUAGUUCGAACUGCAUGUUCGGUCCUGUCUCAACCUGGCUAACCUUCUUGCCCUGUUUUUCUUGCAUACCUGAGCAGCUAACCUAUGAAAGAUACUAUGAUCAUUUCCCUAAACAUGGGUGCUCUUUAACAUUUCAGUUCAUUGGUCUUUUGUUAUUUAAAUCUGUGUCUCGGUGGAAGGGGAUAUUGCCUUGCAUGGAAUGCAACAUCACUUUUUUUGUGAGGAGAGUCCAGCCACACAACACUACACAGACACAUAUACGGUAUGAGACUUGAGUGUGACAGAGAGGCAUUGCCUACCUCUCCCAUUUGUGGUUGCAACUUCCCAGUGGUAGCAAGCCAAGCAUUAACUUUGGAACAUGCUUUAUAUUUCCUGGUUUUUAGGGGCAUCCCAGCCCCCCAAAAAACCUGGAAGAUACUCUCCCUUACUCUCAUGCAUAUGGAAUCUGGUUGUAAGUAUUCACUUGCGAGAGGCACUCUGCAAAUGGUCGCAAGUUUAUUCCUUCCCAUUUCUAGGAUUAAGCCAUGGCACUGAAAAUAGGUUGUAAACUUUGAUGGGAGUCUUUCAUUUUGGGGGGAAUGUAUGGCUUGGAUUUUCAAAGGCUUUUUUGUUUUUUGUUUUGCAACAGAAGCAAACGCUUCCCAACAUUUUGUCAAGCUUUCAUACAUUUGGUUGGUUGUUGGGUUUAUUUGUUUUUUGUUUCUGCCAAUACAUGUGUAUGUGUUCUUGUAAAAAAAGAAGAAGUAGGCAUUCAAGAACCGAUGCAAAUUGGUGUGGCUAAAUUUCUAAAGGAGAGGUGAAGAUUAACUUUGUCUGGAAGUCAUAUUCAUGCAAAAGCCAUUCCUUCUGUCUGUGAAUAUAUGGAGAAUAGGGGAUGUUUCUCAGUAGUGAGAGCAUGGCGCUUUGCAUGUGUUUAAAUAGGGUUGCCACAUUACCCCAAGCUGGUUUUUUUUAAGCGUUUCUUAAAAAACGCUUUUCCCCCGAUUCAUUUUGCCACUUAAGGAAAAAUCCACCCUGACUCCAUUUUGCAACCCAAUUCCCGCAUGUGUCCAUGGAAAACCCGGACAUAUGGCAGCCCUAAUUUAAAGGCACUCCAUCCUUUAACUACUGUACUGAUCCUACUGUGGCAAAGGGAGGGGAGUUUUAAAAUUACUGCCCUGCCACCCGAAAAAUCACCACCCACCAACAUGCAUAGCGGCAUUGACAUGUGUACGUCAGGUAAUUUUGAAAUCUCCAACAGUGCAAUCGUAUACACGUCUACUCAGGAGCAGGUCCUGUUGAGUUCCAUGGGUCUUACUCCUAAAUAAGCAUCUAUACGAUUGCACCCUAAAUCUGCUAAUUCCUUAUCCUAACUCUUGUGCGCAGCCAUGGUAGCCAGCAUUAUCUUAAAAUGUGCAAUAGGCCAUCUUUCAAUCAUGCUUUUUAAAGAUCAGUUUGUGUGCCCCUGUUGCUCACACCAAAUAUACACAGGUUUGUUUUUCAAAGCUUGAAUAUUGGUUGUACUUUUUGUAUAUACUGUAAGUCAUUCCUAUAUAUUUAUUUUUACCAUAAAUCUUUGUCUUUGACUAACUGUUAAGCCAAAGAUUCUUUUUUUAAUGAACUUUAAAUAUAGUGAGCAAUAGUGUGUAAGAGUUCAGGGUUUAAGACAUUUUCCACCAGAUGUGCCAAUUCUUAAACCUUUGGAUACCAACGACUAAAACAUUCUUGUAAAAUCCUUCUUUAUACAUAUUUCUGAUUGUGUAAUAGAGGAAGUAUUGUAUCUUCUGAAUAAUUUGUGCACUAAUGCAUACCUGCAGAUGUUUUAUCUAUAGAAGUUUUAUAUGACUAACUUAUGUGGCAAGUGUUCCAUGGGUGGGUGGGGGGACACGAGGGGGGAGGUUUUCUAGCUCUGUAUUUCUGUAUUUGCAACAAGAUCAACUACUGCAAAUGUUAUCGCACUUGAAACAAAGGAUAAGCUACGAAUAAAUUUAACUAUGGAUCUUCACCGGUCCAAUUUAAGACUACUGACUAAAUGUCCUAAAUACCUAAAUUUUGAUUUUAAGAAUAGUUCCAUACAGUUUGAUACUUGUGAUUGUAACCAAGGUAUUUGCUGUUGUUGUUUUUAAGCUACAUCUCUAUAUAUUACAAAAGCCCUCAUUGGUACUGAUUAAGCAAGGAUCAUAAAUGUGCUGUAACAUUUACUAUAUAUGAAAUAUCAACAGAAGCUUUAGUAUGUGCAGAUAGUUUGAGAUUGGGUGAAAACUAUGCAAACCUUUAAAUAUCUAUCGUCAGGAACCAGACUCUAUAUGCCUUACAGUUACACUACAAAAAAAUAAAAUAAAAAUAAAGCGCUAGCUGCUGGUGAUUAUUGUCCUUUCCAAGGCUGUCAAGUUCAACUUCUUUCAUUCCACCUUGAUCUGGGAUCACUCAGUCAGUCGAGCAUGAAACCCUUAAUCUCUAGAGUCGUGGGUUCGAGACCAUGUUGGGCAAAAGAUUCCAGUGUUAAGAGCAGUAGACUCGUAAUUUGGUGAAUCGGGUUCGCUUCCCCACUCCUCCACAUGCAACUGCUGGGUGACCUUGGGCUAGUCACACUUCUCUGAAGUCUCUCAGCCUCACUCACCUCACAGAGUGUUUGCUGUGGGGGAGGAAGGGAAAAGGAGAAUGUUCGCCACUUUGAGACUCCUUCGGGUAGUGAUAAAGCAGGAUAUCAAAUCCAAACUCUUCUUCUUCCUGCACCGUUGCAGGGAGUUGGGCAAAAUGCAUCUAUUUUCCAACUCAAGGCUUCAUAGAAUCAGUCUUCGGACAAACCAAAAAAAAGAAAUAAAACUCUGACCACACAGUUUAUAUAAAAAAGUAUUUUUUUCCAAAAAGCCUUUAAAAAAAAUUAAAUAUUUAAACUUAUUAUUGCCAAAUAUUUACCAACUCUGGUGCCUCGCAACGUAUUCCACCAAAUACUGCUGCUUUGUCUCAGCUAAACAGGGUCUCUUACAAGAGCCUCAUAGCAGCACUUCUUAAAUCAUUAUUGUUCAGGAUCCCACAGCUAUGGGCUUUGAAACUUGAAAAGGCAGAACUUUAAAACACUACUGCAUCUUCUCAUUAAAAAAAAAAAAAAUUAAUUCUGGUGCCUUGUCAAAAAAGGGGGGCAAAUCCAUAGGCAAUGCUAAAUUAGGGCUGGUCUUUAUUAUAAAGUGUCAUCUCAAGUCACGUCACUGGUAUAUAUAUUCAUUUUAUACAUUGUCGCUAACAUCAAAUGUUAAAUCACGGCUAAAAAUCACCUGUGGAUAUUUGUAUAAAAAGUGUGAAAUAAAUUUUGUAUGAAAAGCU
This is a messenger RNA of Podarcis lilfordi (Lilford's wall lizard), 67119 nucleotides long. The record is from the annotation of a GenBank genome assembly. NCBI's taxonomy places the organism in Eukaryota, Metazoa, Chordata, Lepidosauria, Squamata, Lacertidae.